Messenger RNA from Coregonus sp. 'balchen', 60676 nucleotides. The record is from the annotation of a GenBank genome assembly. NCBI's taxonomy places the organism in Eukaryota, Metazoa, Chordata, Actinopteri, Salmoniformes, Salmonidae.
AUGGAGAAAAAGAAAAUGUGCCCCCGUCUACUGGACUACCUGGUGGUGGUCGGAGCCAGGUGAGGACUUCAUAGGGUUGGUUGGGAGAUAACAGUCCAAACCCAAACUGAGUCCUACUACCUCACAUUAUAUCGUUAGGCCUAUACAAUGCUGUUUCACAAUGCUGUUUCUGAUGCCCAUUCUCCCUCCAUCCUACCUUCCAGGCAGCCCAGCACUGACAGCGGGUCCCAGACCCCCCAGCUCCUCCGCCGCUACCCGCUGGAGGACCACCCGGACUUCCCUCUGUCCCCGGACGUGGUCUUCUUCUGUCAGCCUGAGGGAUGCCAGAGCAUCCGGCAGCGCCGGGUCAGCCUGCGAGACGACGCCUCCUUCGUCUUCGCACUCACUGACAAAGACUCGGGCAUCACGCGCUACGGUAUCUGCGUCAACUUCUACCGCUCCUUCCAGCGAGGGGGGCACCGCCGCGACAAGGUGGGUAGCGGUGAAACGGCGGCGCAGACAGCGGAAGCGACCAGCGAGAGUUCCGAUGGCAGCGGUGGCUGCCCCACUGCCUCCACGUUGCCGACACCUGCCAGUGCCGACACAACAGCCACAUCUGCGCCAAGCAUGGAGCCGGGACCGCCCGGUGGCGAGCCAAAUGCUGGCAGGUCCCCUCGGCACAAACGCAGCACUGCCAAGAUGGUCAAUCGGAACCGCGACAGCACGCUGACCUCGCUGUGCAUGAUCAGCCACUACCCCUUCUUCUCCACCUUCAGGGAGUGCCUGUACAUCCUCAAGAGAAUGGUGGACUGCUGCAGCCACAGGUUGACCCAGCGUGCCGGCCUGCCCCGCGGAACUCAGAGGUAUGCAAAGUGCCAGGCUUAUCAAACGAUGGAGCCCCCUGGUUUCCAUAAUUUAUUUCAGGAUAUUCAGUUGAGUAAAAUCACAGCGUUGCUAAAACUAUCCUAAAACUACCCAGGCCAGAACACUUCCAACAGCAGGCCUAUCCCUACCAAAAAUGUGAUUCAAAGGUAUGUGGUCAAUGGUCAUUUAUUUAGGCUGUUUUUAUUUGAAACCACCCAGCUCUGUUGCAACCACAAGUGAUUGACCAGCUCUAUCUGAAAGCAAGAAAAGUUGAGGUAGUGACAUACAAUGAGGUUAGUAUUAGUCGUAAGCACUUAUCUUGGAAGAUCAUUUUGCAAAAUGUUCUAAAUUCCUAUGUUUAUAAAUCCAGAGCUGAUAUUCGGGAUCUGGUCACAGUAUGAUACAUUUUAAAUCCAAAUCAACGUCCAGAACAGAUUCAGUCUGAUCUGGUUGUAAUAUACACAGCCCAAAACAAGUAUUUUUAUUUGAGUAUUUGAAUGAUUAUUUGUAAAAAAUAAAAAAAUAAAAAAUAGUCUACCAAAUUGUAUUUGAAAGUAUUCAUUAAAACAAUUAUUAUGCAUGGGAAUGUAUUUGAGUUUUUUCAAAUAGAAUCCAAUAUUCAACUACUUGUUUUUUCAAAUAAAGGUGAUCUGAAUACUCUUUUUGAAAUCCAGGAAUUGGGAAUAAAAACGUAUUGAAAAUACAGUAAUGGGCAAUGUACCAAUUUCUUAUGGCCUUUUAAACCCACUCGUGAUAUUUAAUAGACUAGAUGGAAUUGCCCCACUCAUUACAUUUUUAAACAACACUGGUCUGAAAGGCCAGAGAAUUUGACCUUCAAUUCUUGGAGGUGAUAUGGACACUGGACAAUGAGAACCUUGUGGGUAGUGUAGUGUCAUCAGUGAGUCAGCAUGGCCUUGCCUUGUCCCCUAUUGUGGAGUCUCCUAACAAAUGCUGCAGGAAAUGCGUGGUUCCCCUGCUCUCGUGUCUACACACCGGAACAUGGCCUAUCAUGCUGCUGUCGGCUGGUGUUCAUGCAAGGCAAUUGAUGAAGAUCCGAGAACAUUGUGUGCAUGCACCUUUACGCACUCAGGAUAUUGAGACAUUCCCAUGCAAAAGCAUUUCGUUUUAAGCAAAAUGUUUCUAUUAUUUUAACACAAGUUCUAUUAAGUUUUCUUAGAGAUACACUAUCUGUCAAUUUUAGACACACCGACUCAUUCAAUUUUUUUAUUAUUAUUUUUUUACUAUUUUUGACAUUGUAGAAUAAUUGUGAAGACAUCAACUAUUAAAUAACACAUAUGGAAUGUAGUAAACAAAAAAGUGUUAAACAAAUCAAAAUACAUUUUAUAUUUGAGAUUCUUCAAAUAGCCACCCUUUGCCUUGAUGACAGCUUUGCACACUUUUCCAACAGUCAUGAAGGAGUUCCCACAUAUGCUGAGCACUUGUUGGCUGCUUUUCCUUCACUCUGCGGUCCGACUCAUCCCAAACCAUCUCAAUUGGGUUGAGGUCGGGGGAUUGUGGAGGCCAGGUCAUCUGAUGCAGCACUCCAUCACUCUCCUUCUUGGUCAAAUAGCCCUUACACAGCCUGGAGCUGUGUUGGGUCAUUGUCCUGUUGAAAAACAAAUUUCCACCAGUCUAAUGUCCAUUGCUCAUGUUUCUUGGCCCGAGCAGGUCUCUUAUUCUUAUUGGUGUCCUUUAGUAGUGGUUGAUAUUGAGAUGUGUCUGUUACUUGAACUCUGAAGCAUUUAAUUGGUCUGCAAUUUCUGAGGCUGGUAACUCUAAUGAACUUAUCCUCUGGGUAGCUCUAGGUCUUCCAUUCCUGUGGCGGUCCUCAUGAGAGCCAGUUUCAUCAUAGUGCUUGAUGGUUUUUGCGACUGCACUUGAAGAAACUUGAAAAGUUAUUGAAAUGUUCCAUAUUGACUGACCUUCAUGUCUUAAAGUAAUGAUGGGCUGUCGUUUCUCUUUGCUUAUUUGAGCUGUUCUUGCCAUAAUAUGGACUUGGUCUUUUACCAAAUAGGGCUAUCUUCUGUAUACCACCCCUACCUUGUCACAACACAACUGAUUGGCUCAAAGGCAUUAAGAAGGAAAGAAAUUCCACAAAUUUAACUUUUUACAAAGCACACCUGUUAAUUGAAAUGCAUUCCAGGUGACUACCUCAUGAAGCUGGUUGAGAGAAUGCCAAGAGUGUGCAAAGCUGUCAUCAAGGCAAAGGGUGGCUAUUUGAAGAAUCUCAAAUAUAAAAUAUAUUUUGAUUUGUUUAACACUUUUUUGGUUACUACUUGAUUCCAUAUGUGUUAUUUCAUAGUUUUGAUGUCUUCACUAUUAUUCUACAAUUGUAGAAAAUAGUAAAAAUAAAGAACCCCUGGAAUGAGUAGGUGUGUCCAAACUUUUGACUGGUACUAUAUAUUGAAAAUAAGGCUGCAAUUGUAACUUAUUAAAGUAACUUAUUUAUUUGCUUCAAUUGAAGUUUUCGUCCCUCAAUAAACAAUCCUGUCUCCUUUCCUCUAUAACAAUCAACACCACAAUGGAUCCAUAAAUUGUCUGCCGAGACAAUCAUAACAAUUGUCCCUCAGCUCCAUGAAAAGCACAGCAUAGCCAAUCCCUGUGUGUAGUAGUAGCAGAUGUCGGUAAACAACAAUACCCUAUCAGAAGCAGAGGGGAAUGAAGCACAGAUGGAGCUGUAAGAUGCUUCUGCCUCGGGUUAAUGAAGACCUCACUCACUGUCCUGACAUUUUCCCUGGUCUGUGUGUGGCGCGGUGACGAAGACCGAGAGACAGAGACCCAAGGGUCGUGCUCAGGGCUCUAAAUUUAAAAAUGUUUGUUGGUAGCACUUGUGCACCACAUACAAUUUAGGAGCACCAGAAAAUUUGAUUUGUAAAUUGAUUGAUAUAGCCUGCAUUGGGCCUAUAUGAAUCCUACUUACAUUUGAAGCACAGCUCCUGAAAAAGAUAUCACUUUUCCUUUCUUUCUGUGCCACCAAAUAGUUGCAUAUAUUGUUAAGGUAGGGCUGCACCAUAUGGAAAAGAAAUAAAAUUGUUAUUUUCAACCAAAUCUUGCAAUUUGACUUGUGAUAUAGAUCAACACACUUGGGUGAACUGUUGGAUUCAUAGAAAUAUAAUUACUAUAAAAAUUCUAUGGUUGGUGUUUGGCAUGACAACAAAUUAAAAAGUAAGCUAGGAGUUUUGACAGGGUGGGAACCAACGUGUUGGUCAGUGUUUUCUAGGGGACCCUAAUCACAUUUGAAUAGAUGCUGCAUUUGGACAAAGAUUUUAAAAUAGGCUAUCUGAUUCAGAACAUGCCGUUGUACAAACAACAUGCUGAUCUACACCACCACUGGUAACAACCUGUAUGAGAGCUAACAUUUGCUUUGCCCUAGCUUGUGCAUUUAGCUAGCUAGUUAGUGAUCAGCAUUAGCAUUAUUUUAGGCAUAUGCCAGCUUCCUUAGACUAACUUGCGUUUUGCAGAGAGCAAGAUACACAAAGUAAUAGUAUAAUAGAGAAGACCUGUGAAUUCAUAUUUAGAAACAACCUGGAAAGCAGCAUCAUUCUUGUUUUAGGAGAAUAUGUUGAGGGUAUGAAUUGACACCAUGCUGAGAGAAUAAACGGCUGUGGAGGAACCAAAGACAGUAACUCUGUGGAGGAACUGUGCGCUCUCUGCUUGAUUGACAGGGGCCGGGGCUUGGUGUGUGUGGUCCGGGAACUGGAAGCAAGCAGACGUGGGAGGCAGCCUGUCUUGUUUGAGCAGUGUAGAGAAGAGUGUUGCGGUGAAAUACUGUUACACAUUUAUUCAUUUUUUAUUUCAUUUUAGUCGCACUGGUGCUCCCAAAAUAAAACUUCAGGUCGUACAGCAAAAUAUUUAGGUGUAUAUGCGUCCAAAUUGGUCGCACUUUAGAGCCCUGGCCGUGCUGGUUUACAUAACACUGUGAGGGGCUACUGCGUUGCGGGCUGCUGCGGCACACACAAACACACCACGCACAUAUACAGACAGACACACACACAUGCACAGACAAACGCACACAGUCACACUUACACGCUGCCUAUAAGUCUAUGACACACACACACACACACAGCGCUUGGCUGACAGAUUGAGGUUUCUGACUGCCUUCAGGGAGCAGCUGCAGUGGGCGGUGGCCCAGGGCGAGCUCUGACGAGCUAAUGAUUAAUCUCCCUCCCUCCCUUGCCAACAGACGGCAGGCAACUGAAAAGAGGGUUUAAUGCUACCGUGUGUGUAAGGGUGUGUACGUUCAGAGUGGAGGGCUGUCGACAUGUCGGCGGCUCAAGGGACCUCCUUUGCUUACAUCUUGUUUGCUCAUUGCACAAUCACAACGUACAGUAGAAUGCAGAAGGAAGGGUGCUUUGUCUGUGUAAAUAUAGUUAUAAGGUUUUGAUGAUGUAGCGCUCGCCUAAUAUUCUAAUAAUUUAUGUGAACAGGUGAAGUUGCGGUACGGUUUGUUUGGGUGGAUUUUCUUGCAGGAUAUGCUUGCUUUUAUCGCCUGUUGAGAAAUAUGAUUGUAAUAGGAUUUGUUGACUGUCUCCUGUCGGGGACACCAUUUCCCUCCGCAUGUCACAGAGGCCUCUCCAUGUGUAUCUAAACUGUCUGUUUGUUGACUGACUUGUCAUUCUCCCAUCAGGGACACCAUGUGGCGCGUGUUCACGGGGGCCCUGUUGGUGGAGGAAAAGGGCAGCCAGCUGCUGGCUGACCUGCGGGAGAUCGAGUCCUGGGUCUACCGUCUCCUGCGCUCCCCGGUGCCCGUGGCGGGCCAACGGCGCGUAGAUGUGGAGGUGCUGCCCCACGAGAUGCAGCCGGCACUCACCUUCGCCCUGCCCGACAACUCUCGCUUCUCCAUGGUGGACUUCCCCCUGCACCUGCCGCUGGAGUUGCUGGGUGUGGACGCCUGCCUCAUGGUGCUCAGCUGCAUCCUGCUGGAGCACAAGGUGAGGGGAAAGGGCUGACGUUUUGAAUAGAGUUUACCCUGGGAUCUACUUUAUGGCUGUGUUUGAGAGCUUUAAAUCUGUGACUGAGCAGACUGAUCUACAAAUCAUAAUAAGUAGUUAUUUAGGAUGCAAAGUGAUUUGUAAAUCAGUCAGUUGGUGCAGUCGGUGAUCAGCGACUCAGCAGAAUUUAUGCUCUCAAACAACUCUGGGCGUGUUCGACGUUACAGCCGACUUUAAAGGCAAGUCUAGACUGACUGAUCUACAAAUCACCUUGCAUCAUAAAUAAAUAACUACAUAAAAUAUUAUUUGUAGAUCAGUCAGUCACAAUUAACCCAUGAUACAUCAAGGUUUUGAUGCUCUCGAACACAGCCUCUGCCUUGAAUAAGGCUAUUGCCCAGUCACAAAUCAACCCAUUGCCUCCUAGGUGUGUCAGUGGAAUGAGUACUGUUGUGUGUGUCCCUGCCCUCAACAGCUAUAUGUUAGGGAUGUGAACAAUGGACAAUUUUGCUUAACAUUUAUACUGUCAUUUUUAAAAUCAGUUUUCCGUUAAAAUGAUUUUUACAAAUCAUAAAAUUCCACGUCAAUUCACAAUGCAGAAUAAUAUUCAGAUUACGCAUGUAUGACCGCUAGGGCAGGGCAAUGAAGUUAUAUCUAAGGCAGGGUUUCCGUUCAAAUGUAUUAGAAGCCGAUCGUAGCUGGCCAGAUUAUCCGGAGCUGCACAUCGUACAUCCCGAUUUUACAAUUCAGCACCAUUCUCUCACUCCUUCCGUGUUGCCUUAUGUGCAUGCUACUGAGGAGAGAGAAAUAGCGAGAAAGGAGCCUGCAAAGAUGGAAUCAUUUUUCAUUUAAGUAAUAGAGAUUAUGCCUAUAAUGAAAGCCUACAAGGGGAAUGUCCUCCAUAUGGACAAAGAUGAGAAGAACGUUAGCGCGGCCAAAUGCAAGCUACUGUGCUUGCAUUAUGAUUCAAUUUUUAUUUUUUAUAAUACUUAUCAUUAUUAUUACUGUAUAUCAUUGUUGUUUUUGUAAUGCAUAUUUAUUAAUCUAAACCGGUACUUUAAAUAUGCAAAACGUGUUUUGUUUAAUUCUGUUGAGACAUUUGUUGGCUAAAUUAAGUUUGAUCUGUCUUUUUAAUUGUGUGCUCUGUAUUUAGUUUAAGAUAGGUUAUAACUAGGCCUGUUGUAAAAUAAAUAUAAUUAGGGUACAGUAGGCACUAGCCUUUCUUGGUAAUUGCAGAAAUACAGGCUGUUUUAAACUUUUAUGAGAUUUGUUUCAUUCUGAGUCAUUUUCUUUGGCCAAACUAAAUUCCAACUAAUGUUGUUUGCUGCAAUAUAAUAUCCUGCUCGUAUUUUCCAUAUAAAAGUUUGACUUACUUUUGAUACAGUAUUACACUAAUAAAGUUUAGAAACUUUUGUGAAUGUUUCGUGUGGCUAUUAGCCUGUUAUACUGCAGGCCUAUGAUUUGAAGGUAGUGCGCACCCAUGCUCCAACUGACUCCGACAGUUGAACUUGAGGUGAGGAAGAAUGUUUUAGGCCUACCAAAGUUACUCCUAUAAUCUUACAAUAUAAUGCUUUUCUUUCUAAAAAAUAUUUUUACAGAAAAGUAUAUAGCAGACGCAGUAGGCUAUCCUAUCUGACAAGGAUAAUGAAAUGCAUGUCAGUGUCUUAGCAUGCCGCCGGCAUUUUUCUACAAUGGGUUGGUCAAAACAAGCAUUGUGAUUGGUUGAGACGCGUUCUAAGCCAUACUAAAAAACCUGUUAAGUAAGGGUAUAAGCCUAUGAUGCAAAAAUAGGAAACUUGUUUUUUGUUACAUCUGAGAAAUCCCUGCUCAUCUCUGUCCCAUCAGCCCAGCCAGCCAAUUAAUUAGCUUGAUCUCCACUGUAAAAGGCAUCUAGACAUUAUUUCCCCUUGCUUCUAGCCUAACAUUUGGUUUGCAACAACGGGGGUUUGUACAAAAGUUGCUGUCUGUCUCUUGACAUUUGCAACAUAGUUUCAAUAUUGAAAUUCGAUCUCCACUGUCCUAUUGAGAAUGAACGUGUCAGGUCGAGACGGACAUCUUUUCUCAGCCAGUCAAAAUCAUGAAUCAGCAAAAGUCUUAUGGAUAUACACAGAAAUGUCAAUAGAAAAACAGGUCAAAUGACAUGAAAUGCAGCUAGUUUGCUGUCUUACCAGCUUCAGUUUGAAGUGAUUGCGUUAGUUGUGUAGUUAGCUAGCUCCUCGGAACAGUGUCCUGGCGAGAGAGCACAUUUUCUAUGCCAGGCAAAAUCGCGCAUCAUUAGCUCAUUGUUAUGGAUGUAUCCCAAACAUCUUAAAACCAACGGCAAAUGCAGCUACAAGCAAGGAAUAAGAGCGUUGCCACGGAACAUUUAGAAUGAACGACUGGGUUUCGUCCAUAGAUAUAGAACAAAAAUACUUAACGACUGGAUCGCGUCUCUGGCAACCUAACCGAUAGAAUGAACGGCCAGCUGGCUUGGCUUGGCUAGCAUCCAUAGAUGUGUCGGGACUAGGCCUAUAUUUUCGCUGAGGGAUGAAAUAGUAGCCUAUGAAUACAUUUAUCAAAAUAAUGUUUUUUUUAUUGAAUUGGUAACCCAUUGUAGAGAGGCAAUUGUACACUCGAGGUUGUGCAAAACGACUAUUUUAGCACAGCUGUGGUGAUCUACGGUACUUGGAUCCUCCUCGUACCUAUGACCGCAGCACAGCCGUGGUAAACAUUUUUGUUUAGCACGCCCUCUCGUGUACAAUUGCUUUAAUUUCUCUCUCUCUCUGGGGCUAACCCGAAGCUUCUCUUCCUUUUUAUAUACAGGACCAGUCAAAAGUUUGGACACACCUACUCAUUCAAGGAUUUUUCUUUAUUUUUACUAUUUUCUACAUUGUAGAAUAAUAGUGAGGACAUCAAAACUAUGAAAUAACACAUGGAAUUAUGUAGUAACCAAAAAAGUGUUAAACAAAUCAAAAUAUAUUUUAUAUUUGAGAUUCUUCAAAUAGCCACCCUUUGCCUUGAUGACAGCUUUGCACACUCUUGGCAUUCUCUCAACCAGUUUCACCUGGAAUGCUUUUCCAACAGUCUUGAAGGAGUUCCCACAUAUGCUUAGCACUUGUUGGCUGCUUUUCCUUCACUGUGCCGUCCGACUCAUCCCAAACCAUCUCUAUUGGGUUGAGUUCGGGGGAUUGUGGAGGCCAGGUCAUCUGAUGCAGCACUCCAUCACUCUCCUUCUUGGUCAAAUAGCCCUUACACAGCCUGGAGGUGUGUUGGGUCAUAGUCCUGUUGAAAAACAAAUGAUAGUCCCACUAAGCCCAAACCAGAUGGGAUGGCAUAUCGCUGCAGAAUGCUGUGGUAGCCAUGUGGUUAAGUGUGCCUUGAAUUCUAAAUAAAUCACUGACAGUGUCACCAGCAAAGCACCCCCACACCAUAACACCUCCUCCUCCAUGCUUUACGGUGGGAACUACACAUGCAGAGAUCAUCCGUUCACCCACAGCGCGUCUCACAAAGACACGGCGGUUUGGAACCAAAAAUCUCAAAUUUGGUAACUCUGGGUCUUCCAUUCCUGUGGCGGUCCUCGUGAGAGCCAGUUUCAUCAUAGCGCUUGAUGAUUUUUGCAACUGCACUUGAAGAAACUUUGAAAGUUCUUAAUGUUCCGUAUUGACUGACCUUCAUGUCUUAAAGUAAUUAAUGAUGGACUGUCGUUUCUCUUUGAUUAUUUGAGCUGUUGUUGCCAUAAUAUGGACUUGGUCUUUUACCAAAUAGGGUUAUCUUCUGUAUACCCCCCCCUAACUUGUCACAACACAACUGAUUGGCUCAAACGCAUAAAGAAGGAAAGAAAUUCUACAAAUUAACUUUUAAGAAGGCAUUGGAAUGCAUUCCAGGUGACUACCUCAUGAAGCUGGUUGAGAGAAUGCCAAUAGUGUGCAAAGCUGUCAUCAAGGCAAAGGGUGUCUACUUUGAAGGGUGUCUACUCAAAUCUCACUUUUUUGGUUACUACAUAAUAACAUUGUUUUGAUGUCUUCACUAUUAUUAUACAAUGUAAAAAAUUGUAAAACUAAAGAAAAACCCUUGAAUUAGUAGGUGUGUCCACAUUUUUGACUGGUAGUGUAUAUAUUUUUACAUUUAAAUAUCAUACAGUUGACGCCUAAGCCUGAUGCAUUUAGUGUUCACAUUUCUAUCUUCACGGUCACUUGUCCGGCGCCAAAUUUUCCCAACGGAAACCCGGAUCUACCGCAGUCAAAUACCCUUGAAAGCGCCUCGGCUACAGCAUAUUUGUUUGUCUGUAAGGGUACACUAGGGAUUUUUGAAUGGCGACACUACCUUCGCUGAAGAUAGUUUCGAAGCGCCACUGAACGGGCAUUUUACUGCUCUGUAAAGUAAUGCAGUUUUUUUAAACGGGACUAACGUCCAUCACUAGGCGACUAGGACUGUCAAUCAAAUAAUCUCGAGCUGCCUGUGUGCAGCCUGCCUGCGCACAAACCCACUCUCUCCUAAAAAAUUACUUUAAAGUUUGUUAAAUACCGUGACUUACUGAGACAUUUAAAGUUUGUUAAAUACCGUGACUUACUGAGACAUUUAGUAGAAAGAAAACACAUUUUCAUCUAGGAAUCGACUCCUAAAAUCCAGUAUCGUUGGAACGAAGGAGACUGAUUAGUUGGCAUAUUUCCGAGGACACAAACACUCGCAUCUUUCAUAACUAUUGUAGCUAGCGAGGGACGGAAAGAGAGGGGAGGGACACCGUAUAGGCAGGUCGGCUACCAGGCAGACUGAGUCAGAACCGUGCACUAGGCCUAUCUAUCGGCAAUCAAAGCUAUGGAAUGCUGUAUUUUGUAUUUUCUUGGCUUGUAAUGUCGCGCAACUUCAGUAAAGCAGGGCCUAUCAUCAAUGAAUAGGCUAGGAUAUUGUACACACAACAGACUGAAGACUGAACACACUCGCAUCAUUAGCGAAGAGAUAUUAGGCAAGCCAGCUGCACUGUGAUUACAUUUUUGUGAAAUAAAUAAAUAAAAAACGUUUCCCGUUAGGGUUUUUUCUUAACGUUAAGGAACCCAAUAUCGUUUAAACGUUCUCACCCCUACUAUAUGUCCAACUCUUGAUAUUUAAUCAAAUGGCCAACUCAAAAGUUUUGUUCACAAUCUCACUGGAUUAUUGAAGACCAAGUCCCACACUACCCAAACACUGAUUUUUAUAUAUAGCAGGGAUAUUCAACUCCCUACCAGGUCCGGAGCCUGCUAUUUUUUCUGUUCUACCUGAUAGUUAAUUGCACCCACCUUGUGUCCCAGAUCUAAAUCAGUGCCUGAUUAGUGUGGAACUUGCUUCGAGGUCCAGAGUUGAGUUUGAGGGAUAUAUAGUAUACUACUCUAUACUCCUAAACUAACAUCCUGUGCUGUAAACUUAUUUUAAACCCAACUCUCAUCCAGUCACGGUUCUUAACCCACCCACCCACUCAUACAGUCACUGCUGUAGCCCUCCUUGGGUUAAAGUCACCACUCUAAUCAUCACGCUCCCUUAUUCAGUCCCCUGUCUGAACACCUGCAGUGACUACACUCUAGUCUACCCCCUUCCCUUUUACUGUAAGGACAAUGUGUCAGGUUACCCUUGAAGGACCUUGUUUCGCUGUUCAAGCUUGGAAACAUGCCCCUGUUGUACACUGAAAACAGCACCAUAUUUUGGGGUGUGUGUGGUUGUUUCAACAGCCACACAACUAGUCAAUCCUACAUCUUUUAUUGUGAACGAAUACAACUCUUUGGGAGAAAAAUGAAGAAAUCUUAAGAUACUUUCUAGGAUGGUGAAGUCAUUGAAUGUAAUUGAAUCUAUCUUGUAUGGAAUAAACGGCAUGUGAUCACCUAUGCCUAACAGUCUUCUGAUGUAUUUAUUGUCCAUUUACAAUUGAGAUGUUUAAAUGCACUUCAAAUAGUUUGUUUUGAUUUGUGUCUUCCAGGUAGUCCUCCAGUCGCGGGACUACAAUGCCCUGACCAUGAGUGUCAUGGCGUUUGUAGCCAUGAUCUACCCCCUGGAGUACAUGUUCCCGGUCAUUCCCCUACUGCCCACCUGCAUGGCCUCCGCUGAACAGGUAUGCCAAUCAAACCAAUGACUGCAGUACUGGUAGUUGUAGUACUAUUAGGAUAACAAAUACAGGGCUUUUUAAAAGCUGGAACCAGAGGUUGUGGAUGGAUUUCUUUUAAAGGGAUGCACUUCUACACACUUAAAAAAAAUAAAUAUAUAUACAUAUUAAGGAAUUCCUGCACCCUAAUUGAUUGCCUUUGAAAGUUUCACUAUUUUUUAUUUGAUUAAUUUAGCAAAUGUUAUUGUCCAUUGUCAGGGCAUUUGUGAUUGUAGUUGUAGAAGAAGAGAUUAGUCCCUGUAUUAUGUUGGGAGUUUUACCUGGGAGUUGAAUCCAUGCCUAGUGAAGUUCUAGCUCCUCCUAUUGGAGCUGUUCUUGCUUGUGUGCUGGUUUGAUUUUGUCUGAUUGUGACAUCAUUCUCCUUUGUAGCUUCUCCUCGCCCCCACCCCUUACAUCAUAGGUGUGCCUGCCAGCUUCUUCCUCUACAAAUCAGAUUUCAAAAUGCCUGACGACGUGUGGCUCGUGGACCUGGACUGUAACAAGGUAAGUGCCCCAAAAUGGAGGUGCGCUUCAGCGUCCCUGCCACGGUCUCUGCAGAUCUAUGCUAUUCCGUCGCAGGUCUAUGCUAUUCCUUCGCAGGUCUAUGCUAUUCUUUCGCUGAUCUAUGCUAUUCCUUCGCAUAUCUAUGCUAUUCCUUCGCAGAUCUAUGCUAUUCCUCUGCAGAUCUAUGCUAUUCAUCUGCUGAUCAAUGCUGUUCCCUACUCCAUUUGAGUUCCAUACAGCAUUCUCUCUGAUUGGGAGACAUAGUCUAGACACUUGCUUGAGAUGUCUUUAUUUUCACUGCUAAAUCCCUUUUGGGGUUCAGUUCUCUCAUUGUGACAGAUAUUGUGUUAGGCUAGAUAUCGACUUUAUGCAGGAGGAAGAAACCUAGCUCUUGUCAUCCUCAUUUCAGACUUGUGCAGAAACUGACUUCAACAUAAAAGUCCUCCCACUCUAUGAGACAGAGAGAGCGUCAGUGUUUUCAGUGCUAAAACACCCACCCACAUCCCAGUCUGUCUUUCUAGGGGAAAACACCUUCCCUCUCAUCUAGCCUCCUGUAGCUCAGUUGGUAGAGCAUGGCGCUUGCAACGGCCAGGGUUGUGGGUUCGAUUCUCACGGGGGGCCAGUAUGAAAAAUGUAUGCACUUCACUAUCUGUAAGUCGCUCUGGAUAAGAGCGUCUGCUAAAUGACCAAAAAAAUAAUGGUGACUGAUGUAUGCUUUCAUCAUUUGAAGGGGUAUUUGUGUGCUCUAGUGAGUGUGAAGUGUACAAUUUUACAAUUUAAGCAUGCUUUGUUGCUCCACAGGUCAAAGCACCCACCAAUGCAGAGCACCUACCCCCUCUUCCCGAGCCAGAAUCCACAGAACUCAAGAAACACCUGAAACAGGUAAAUAUAGCCUGUCGCAACAUACCCGGUAGCACUAUUUUCAGUGGUUGUUCACUAAGCAUGUAUGUUAGCACUGCCAACAGUUAAACUCCGUUUAUUUCUACCUCUUGUAUUGCUUUAUUACAUAAACAAACCUGCAAUAUUACCGUAUGUGUUAUAUUAACUAUUUGUUUUCAAGUGAACACCUUCUAUCAGCUUUAGAUAUGUUUCAAGAGAGGUUUGAUGAAUUGCGCCAGGCACAUCAGUGUCCUUGUUCUCUUUCUGUGUUGUAUGUACUAACUAUGUAUAUAGUGUGGGAGCAUUGUUGAGUUAAGCAUUGUAAUGUACUAAUGAAAACAAGUAUUUUUUGUUUUGUUUUUUUUCUCUCUUUUCUUUGCAUGCGCUAGCUCUUGGAGGUAAAAGCAGAUACUAGGUCUUACUCCCUGGGACCUCAGUAACAGCUGUAGCAGUAGAACUAACCAAAUCCUCCAAGCCCAGAACCUCAAAUAACAAUACGUAGAUUAGAAGCUGGUUCUGAUUCAUAAACCUCUUUCUCAUGUUGUGAAAUGCCAAUCAAAGAUUCCGCUGUAGUACCACAUCACAGUUUACCACCUUGAAUUAUCAGUGAACAUCAAGUAACCCCCACCCACCAUCUUGACAUCAAGCUAUCAUUAGUACAUUUUGCCAUUAACUAUUCCUACCCAACAUUGUCAUCAUCUAAGUUUUUGAAUUUAUUUGAUUUUGAAAGUGCAUAUUAAGCACAAGAUGCUUUAUGAAGAAAAGUUAAAUGACAAGAACAACAAAACAUAUACAUCCACCACAUUUGAACAUUCUAGGCGUAAUUCAUCAUCAACAUUAAAAUGCAUCUCAACUCGUCACCAAAUCCUAACCCAGUAACCCCAAUUUGAAUCCCCAAUCAUACCUCAUCAUGUUGAAAAUCCCUGCAUAUCAUAGUUGUUGAUAUGCUUUGAAUCAGAACCAGUGCAGUAUUUGUGUGUGAUACACUUGGCCCUAUCCCAGAGUGUGCGUGCGAUUGAUUAAGAUAGACCUGUGUGUUGGCAGAGCCAAAACUCUGUUGUGGUAACAAGCCAUUUGAGUGAAAAGAUAUGGGUAAAGGUGAGUUUUCAUAGGUUCUAUUGUUUUUAAGGGUUAAAGAAGUCCUCAGCUCUCCAAAACAGUAACAAACAAGUGGUAGCUGGUAGGUCCUUGCAGUUCUGCACAGAGAAUGGGUUAGUAUACACUGAGUGUACAAAACAUUAGGUACACCUUCCUAAUAUUGAGUUGCACCCCCUUUUGCCCUCAGAACAGCCUCAAUUCAUCGGGGCAUGGACUCUACAAGGUGUCGAAAGCGUUCCGCAGGGAUGCUGGGCCAUGUUGACUCCAAUGCUUCCCACAGUUGUCAAGUUGGCUGGAUAUCUUUUGGGUGGUGGACCAUUCGUGAAAAACCCAGCAGCGUUGCAGUUCUUGACACACUCAAACCUGUGCGCCUGGCACCUACUACCAUACCCCGUUCAAAGGCACUUAAAUAUUUUAUCUUGCCCAUUUACCCUCUGAAUGGCACAUACAGUGAGGGGAAAAAAGUAUUUGAUCCCCUGCUGAUUUUGUACGUUUGCCCACUGACAAAGAAAUUAUCAGUCUAUAAUUUUAAUGGUAGGUUUAUUUGAACAGUGAGAGACAGAAUAACAACAAAACAAUCCAGAAAAACGCAUGUCAAAAAUGUUAUAAAUUGAUUUGCAUUUUAAUGAGGGAAAUAAGUAUUUGACCCCCUCUCAAUCAGAAAGAUUCCUGGCUCCCAGGUGUCUCUUAAAGGGAGUGCUCCUAAUCUCAGCUUGUUACCUGUAUAAAAGACACCUGUCCACAGAAGCAAUCAAUCAAUCAGAUUCCAAACUCUCCACCAUGGCCAAGACCAAAGAGGGACAAGAUUGUAGACUUACACAAGGCUGGAAUGGGCUACAAGACCAUCGCCAAGCAGCUUGGUGAGAAGGUGACAACAGUUGGUGCGAUUAUUCGCAAAUGGAAGAAACACAAAAGAACUGUCAAUCUCCCUCUGCCUGGGGCUCCAUGCAAGAUCUCACCUCGUGGAGUUGCAAUGAUCAUGAGAACGGUGAGGAAUCAGCCCAGAACUACACAGGAGGAUCUUGUCAAUGAUCUCAAUGCAGCUGGGACCAUAGUCACCAAGAAAACAAUUGGUAACACACUACGCUGUGAAGGACUGAAAUCCUGCAGCGCCCGCAAGGUCCCCCUGCUCAAGAAAGCACAUAUACAGGGCCGUCUGAAGUUUGCCAAUGAACAUCUGAAUGAUUCAUAGUAGAACUGGGUGAAAGUGUUGUGGUCAGAUGAGACCAAAAUCGAGCUCUUUGGCAUCAACUCAACUCGCCGUGUUUGGAGGAGGAGGAAUGCUGCCUAUGACCCCAAGAACACCAUCCCCACCGUCAAACAUGGAGGUGGAAACAUUAUGCUUUGGGGGUGUUUUUCUGCUAAGGGGACAACACAACUUCACCGCAUCAAAGGGACGAUGGACAGGGCCAUGUACCGUCAAAUCUUGGGUCGUGGAUGGGUAUUCCAGCAUGACAAUGACCCAAAACACACGGCCAAUGCAACAAAGGAGUGGCUCAAGAAGAAGCACAUUAAGGUCCUGGAGUGGCCUAGCCAGUCUCCAGACCUUAAUCCCAUAGAAAAUCUGUGGAGGGAGCUGAAGGUUCGAGUUGCCAAGCGUCAGCCUCAAAACCUUAAUGACUUUGAGAAGAUCUGCAAAGAGGAGUGGAACAAAAUCCCUCCUGAGAUGUGUGCAAACCUGGUGGCCAACUACAAGAAACGUCUAACCUCUGUGAUUGCCAACAAGGGUUUUGCCACCAAGUACUGUCAUGUUUUGCAGAGGGGUCAAAUACUUAUUUCCCUCAUUAAAAUGCAAAUCAAUUUAUAACAUUUUUGACAUGCAUUUUUCUGGAUUUUGUUGUUGUUAUUCUGUCUCUCACUGUUCAAAUAAACCUACCAUUAAAAUUAUAGACUGAUCAUUUCUUUGUCAGUGGGCAAACGUACAAAAUCAGCAGGGGAUCAAAUACUUAUUUUCCUCACUGUACACAAUCCAUGUCUCAAUUGUCUCAAUGCUUAAAGAUCCUUCUUUAACCUGUCUCCUCCCCUUCAUCUACACUGAUUUGAAGUGGAUUUAACAAGUGACAUCAAUAAGGGAUCAUAGUUUUCACCUGGAUUCACCUGGCCAGUCAUGGAAAGAGCAGGUGUUUGUAAUGUUUUGUACACUCAGUGUAUGUCAGCAUCUAACAGGUUAAGAGAUGGGAGAAUUUGAGUUGGGGGGUGUACGGACAGUGUAAACAAAAAGCCAAAAGUAUUUUUCGUUAUUGUCAAGAGAUCUGCUCCCUUCUGUGUCUCAGUAUCACCUCUCCAUCGUAGCCACUGGUUAUCCUCCCAGUUGGUAACCAUCGAUCGUCUCUUCAGUGGCUAACUUGUGUUGGGUGUGGUGUGGUGCAUUACUGUUCCUUUUUGUGUGUUGUUUUGUGUGUGUUUGUGUGUCUCUCUCUCUCACUUGUCUCUGUCAUGGUUUGAUCUCUGUAAAUGUGUUUGUUUUUCUUCCUCUCUUGCACCUCCUCUUCUCUCUCGUCCUCUCUACUUCAUUCUCUCUCUCUCUCUCUCUCUCUCUCUCUCUCUCUCCAUCUCUCUCUCGUUCUCUGGCUAUGUCCCAAUUCUCUGAAAACUGCACCUUUCACUUAGCUGAAAGGGCUGUAUGUGAAAGCAACAUGGAGGCAUCUCCAUCUCCCCACUAGCCCACUUAUUGGCUAGUCAAGGUUCCCACGUUGCUUUCAAGCAUCCUGUCCUUUCAGCAGUUUAGUAGUCAGGAUUGAGAGGAGAUUAGGAAAGGAAUCCAUUUCAAGGGAAUUGGACACACAGACUCCUAUCUUGACCCUUUUUGUCAUGUGUGGUUUCAAUUCUGCUCAGCAAUUGGUCAGCUCAGCCUUUUCAUGUGAUCCUCUUCCUGGCAUCUCUCUUGUCCUCCUCCCCUUCCCUAGUGUCUGGUUAGGUUGACCGUGAUCACCCAAAAGCAGAUCUUCUCCUCUGACAAUAAGGUUUCCUAAUUUCUCCUUCUGCGGAAUGUGCCAUGCUCCUUGCACGGAUAUUCUUCCUCACCAAACCUAAAUAUUUUUGUUGUUGUUGCUUGUUAUUUUUUCAGUUUUCUCAAGUGUCAUACACUAUUGUUGAGAAGUUGUAACAGACUGGCGGCAUAGAGUGAGAUUUUUUGCAGACCCACCACUGGCUGCUUAGUUCUGGCUUGAGCAUGCCUGAAUGAAUGCACAUCUAUCUUGUCAUCAGUGAGUGUUCUUGUAAUUAAACACAGUGGAUAUGGAGAUUUUUGCUGACUGACCUGGCCAUCAAACGAUCCACUGUGCUAACAUUGUGCAAAACCCUGAAUGAGUCAGCAGUAAUCCCAGAGUGCUAGUGAAUUCCCUCUGCUGUUACUUCUUCCCUCAACCUCUCCCAAAUGACAACUCCCAUUUCAGGCAUCUGCAAAAACAUGCACUCCUCUGAUUAAUUUGCUGGGAAACAGGCUUCCUCAUUUUGUCCCACACGCUCACCUGUCAGCUAAUAACAUAAUCACAUUGUGAGUCCUCCUAGCUUAGUCCUUGUGUUUUAUUAAUUAUUUAUUCUCACAUGAGAACUUAUAUCAUACAGACAAAAAAUAUAGGGUUAACCAAAAAGAAUAAAUGAUAAUAGUUGACUCAUUGUUAUCCAAUGUUGAGGUCUCCGAACCCCUGUACUAUACUAUCUUGCACCAUUUUGAACCCCAAACAGACAGUUCCACACUGGUACUAGUGAGACCAUUCUGUUGCACUACCCUUCAGCUGAUGCCUGAGGUGAGAGUGCCCCCUAGUGGGGCCGAGUGACCCCUCAUCUCAUCUCCACGACAGUGUGUUGAUUAAAACCUUCGUCACCUCUACCUGCUCCAGGCCCUGGCCAGCAUGAGUCUCAACACCCAGCCCAUUCUGAACCUGGAGAAGUUCCAGGAGGGCCAGGAGUUACCCCUGCUCCCCCCCGGCCAGAACAAGGCGUCGCCCUCCUCCACCGAGUUCAACCCCCUCAUCUACGGCAACGACGUGGACUCUGUGGAUGUGGCCACCAGGCAAGGCUUGACAAAGUUUCUCUGUCCCUUUUUAAGUAGAUCUCAUAUUAUCCAUGCAAGGCAAUUUGUGAGGUUGGUUACAUUUUUUAACUUUGAGCCUAGCAGAAUAAUCCAGUCAGGACCUAUACACUCCUUCCAUUUGAUUUUUAGUCUGUGAAUAUUUUAGAUAUUUUAUAGAUAUGAAGGGCUAUUUACAUAUGCACAAUUUAUGGAUUGACCCCCGUUUCCCACUUGAAGUUCCUAAAAUCUGAAUUGAAUAUGACUCAACAAAGUCAUAAUGUCAUGUGAAACUAUGUUUCAUUUGAGCCUCAUAUCAAAUACAAAUGUAUCUCGUAUGUACAUCUGAUAAACAAGAAAGCUUUUUGAAUUUAAUUAAAUAUUACUAAUUGAAGCGUUAACACACUCACCUUCCCUUCUUUCUCCAACAGGGUUGCCAUGGUCCGGUUCUUCAACUCCCCCAACGUGCUCCAGGGUUUCCAGAUGCACACACGCACGCUGCGCCUCUUCCCCCGGCCUGUGGUGGCAUUUCAGGCCACGUCCUUCCUGGCCUCGCGGCCCCGCCGCUCAGGCUUCGCUGAGAAGCUGUCGCACACCCAGGCCGUGGAGUACUAUGGCGAGUGGGCCCUCAACCCCACCAACCUGGCCUUUCAGAGGAUCCACAACAGUAAGUCCCUUACCCUAGACUGACAAUUGGUGUAUUUCUGUUUAGACCCGAACCAUACUGUGCUAGCUUGGAUAUUUAUAGGGUGAAGUAAAGUGUAGCCCUUUACACUCGUACCUGUAUACGGGUUGAAAAUGGCAGAUUUGUGCACUAAUUGUCUAAAUUGGAACGUAGUGGCUGUACAGUAACAUGCUGUACAUGACGUUAAAGCUCUGGCUCUGCACUUCACAGCACUGUAUGGGUUUUGACUGACAGACGUUCUGAACUUGAGCACCAUGCGACUAGAAGUUGCCCCCAUCCCUCCUGGUAAUUAGGCAACUUUAGCACAUUUUUGGUUGUCUGACGGAAAUGCUGUAAAUUAAGAUCACUCAAUGUAUUUUGAAAGAUGUGACGUUGAGGAUUAUAAUAAAUACCGCUUUGAUGUCAUAAAAGCAAGUCCAAAUGUGUACUUCACAUUUCUAAAUCAUAAAACUCAUAUAGGGUGUCAAUGUUUAUGGUCACUGUUUGAUGUACAGUUACAAGAUAACAUGGCGUCAUACCCUGGGUUGUUCUGAUCAGAAUGAGCAUAUGUUUGUUUAUUGUGAAGAAAAUUUGCCGCAGGACACGCAGCUGAAUGCACUAAUGCCUCCUUUCUAUGCCCACCAAAAUUAUGAUCUGUUUCUCGGAAUUGACUUGUGAAAGCCUAACACUGUAAGAUUUGUAUUUUAUAACUUAACUAGUCAUGUUGGCAAUAGAACCAGCUUUCAAAUCAUGCCCAUCUGACCCAGAUUGCGAUUUAUAAUGGACCGUUUUUGGAUUGCGUAAACAGCAACAGUAAUUGUGUAAUUGCAGGGUUGUGUUCCAAGCAAAACGACUACAAGUGUUGUUGCUACAGUUCCUCAACGGCACAGCAGGAGAGCUCAAAAGUACCUUUAUAGUUGAAGACUCUUCUUUUGAGUCAUAAAAGUGCAUUGAAAUUGCUUAGGAACUGUGCAAACUUUAGAAAGGUGUCCUCUCACUCAAACCCAUGUCAUUUUUUGUGUUAUGUUGCACCCACCCCACAUUUUCCAGGAAUAGUCUUAUCAUGUUAUUGAAUGUAUCCAGAGUAUUUACAAAUGCGGCAAAAGUACAGUAAAUGUAAAAUGCACAUGAAAUCAACAGUGUAGUGUUUGGAUUCAGUCUUGUGUCAGGUGAACUGUUGUGUAAUCACCUUUGGUCUAAUAAUCUUCCAAUUAUCUCCAAACUGUUCUCUUUCAAUUGCUACCAUUGUUACGUAUAUGCUUUUCCAUUUCUUCUGUGAGAAACAUUUCAAUUUAUCCCUAUCCAUAUAGGCCAUUUUCCACGUGUGUAAAGGGAUAAGUAAAAAGUGAUUUAUGCUAUCAAUUAAUGCACUUUCUUUAGGUCAAAUGUGAAUAUACACUCAGUGUACAAAACAUUAGGAACACCUUCCUAAUAUUGAGUUGCACCCCCUUUUGCCCUCAGAACAGCCUCAAUUCGUCGGGGCAUGGACUCUACAAGGUAUUCAAAGCGUUCCACAGGGAUGCUGGCCCAUGUUGAUUCAAAUGCUUCCCCACAGUUGGCUGGAUGUCCUUUGGGUGGUGGACCAUUCUUGAUACACACAGCAAACUAUUGAGUGUGGAAAACCCAGCAGCGUUGCAGUUCUUGACACAAACCGGUGUGCCUGGCACCUACUACCAUACCCCGUUCAAAGGCACUUAAAUAUUUUGUCUUGCCCAUUCACUCUCUGAAUGGCACACAUACACAAUCCAUGUCUCAAUUGUCUCAAGGCUUAAAAAUCCUUCUUUAACCUAUAUCCUUCCCUUCAUCUACACUGACUUGAAGUGGAUUUAACAGGUGACAUCAAUAAGGGAUCAUAGCUUUCACCUGGAUUCAACUGGUCAGCCUGUCAUGGAAAGAACAGGUGUUCCUAAUGUUUUGUGCACGCUGGUAUAUUUCUAUGAGCGAUACAGGCAGUUUGAAGGUUUUGUUGUGUUUCUGAGCGUACCUCUGUGUUCUGCAGACGUGUAUGACCCAUCUUUGAUCGGAGACAAGGGCAAGUGGUACGCCCACCAGCUGCAGCCAGUGUUCUACCGCGUGUAUGACGGCAGCUCCCAGCUGGCCGAGGCUAUGAGCGGACCCCUAGAGGAUGAGGCCAACGACUCGGACCCCACAGACGACAGGUAAAAAACACAGACCCCUUCCACAGUUGGAAGGUAUAACGGUUCUUUGAUACUACUGCUAUAACAUAAUUGGCAAAAUGUUAAGUUAAAGAUUUUUUUCAGUGCCAGGUACUGUCAAAGGUCUAAAAGCACUUUUGCAAUGUUGAAAACAUGUUAGUGCGCCAUUUAGCUGCAUAUAAAAACUAGAUCUGAAGGGAGGUCCUUUCCAGUGUCUGAUCUGUGAGUUCUCUGUGUAUGUGUGCAUCAUGUGUGUUUGUGUGUGUGCAAGUGCGGCCGACGGAGACAUUGCAGCAGAAGCAGCAGCAUGGUAGGCUAUAGAAUGUAGAUAGACAACACAUUAGCCACUAGAUGGCGAACUCUAAACAUUAACUAGUAGAUUUGCUAGUUAGCUCAAUAGUUAGCUUGCUAGUCUUGCUAGAAAUGAUGUAUCAGUUGAGGUUAAUUUGAGUCUGAGAUAAAGGUUUACUUAGCUUUUUUCAGUUAGCCUUCUGUAGACGUGUAAGGUGUCACCAAGAUGGCGUCCGGGGUAAUGCCACUCUGUUUUGUCUCUGUGGCAGUGACAGCGAGGCUGGCUACGAUGACUCCAGCUCAUCCUACUCGUCACUUGGAGACUUGGUGAGCGAAAUGAUCAAAUGUGACAUCCAAGGGGACACGCCAAGUAAGUAUCUGUGCCAUUUCACCAGGGCUGCAUUUACACAGGAAACCAAUUCUAAUAUGUUGCCCAGUUAUUGGCAAAAGAGCUGAUUUGAUUGGUCAAAAGACCAAUUUGCAAAAAAAACACACAAAAAAACUUGGGCUGCCUGUGUAAUUGCAACCCAAGAACGACCCAGCUUACACAUACUUAUUGUUAUGACAAAAAACUGUCAGUUCCCCCGUAUUAUAAUAACUGACAAUUGUUUAUCUUGUCAAAUGGUAACCAAAAAAUGACCAAUUCCUUUCAGAAACAGCCACUAGCUAAACAUUUUGUUUUGUGACCCUUUGGUCAUCAAUACCAACUAAUAUCUGUCUUCUGGUGUUGUAGACCUGGAUCCCCCUACCCACGCUGCACUGGGAGACGCCAGCGAGGUGGAGUUCCAGGACUUCCAGGAGUUCAAGGGAGGAGAGGGUCCCCUCCCCGAAGAGAAGGCACUGCCCGAGGGGGGCGACGGAGCUCCUGAACCUCUUGAUGGACAAGCCCUCCGCUCGAGCUCCAGCACAACCGCCAGCUCCAGCCCAAGCACAAUCAUCCAGGGAGUCAACAAUGUCAGUGAACUGCUCAUUUUACACGAGUAUAAAAUUAUGCAGUUAACACAAGUUAGCAACUGACAUUUUUGGCAACUGACGUUUGAAUUUGUUCAUAACUCUUAACCAUGAGAACAUAAUGGCAAUAAUUAUAUAUUUGCUUGAGAUUUUCCUUUCUUCUUCCUCCUCAUAAAGUGGCAAUCUUGUGUAUUUAGUAUCAACCAUUAGUGACCACUGAUUGAUGUUAAUUGUGUCCAGGAGCAGGCAGAACCAGUGGAAAUGGAGGCGUUGGCCAGUGCAGCUCUACAGAACUCUGUCCCGGGAUUGGGUGCGCCGCCCUUCUCCAGACUUCCCCCAGACGCCGACCCGGUGGGACAAGCCAAUAAGAAGGGCGAGUACGACAACCCCUACUUUGAGCCUCAGUAUGGCUUCCCUGCUGAGGAGGACACUGAGGCAGAAGACCAAGAGGAGACGUACACGCCCCGGUUCAACCAGAACCUCAAUGGCAAGAAGUAUGUUACAACACACCUACGCCAUAACAUUGUACACACAAACAAGCAUCAUAAACCACACAUUCUGAAAACGUCGUACAAAAAAAAGUGAUGUAUACAGUGAGGGAAAAAAGUAUUUGAUCCCCUGCUGAUUUUGUACGUUUGGCCACUGACAAAGAAAUGAUCAGUCUAUAAUUUUAAUGGUAGGUUUAUUUGAACAAUGAGAGACAGAAUAACAACAACAAAAUCCAGAAAAACGCAUGUCAAAAAUUUUAUAAAUUGAUUUGCAUUUUAAUGAGGGAAAUAAGUAUUUGACCCCCUCUCAUUCAGAAAGAUUUCUGGCUCCCAGGUCUUUUAUACAGGUAACGAGCUGAGAUUAGGAGCACACUCUUAAAGGGAGUGCUCCUAAUCUCAGUUUGUUACCUGUAUAAAAGACACCUGUCCACAGAAGCAAUCAAUCAAUCAGAUUCCAAACUCUCCACCAUGGCCAAGACCAAAGAGCUCUCCAAGGAUGUCAGGGACAAGAUUGUAGACCUACACAAGGCUGGAAUGGGCUACAAGACCAUCGCCAAGCAGCUUGGUGAGAAGGUGACAACAGUUGGUGCGAUUAUUCGCAAAUGGAAGAAACACAAAAGACUGUCAAUCUCCCUCGGCCUGGGGCUCCAUACAAGAUCUCACCUUGUGGAGUUGCAAUGAUCAUGAGAACGGUGAGGAAUCAGCCCAGAACUACACAGGAGGAUCUUGUCAAUGAUCUCAAGGCAGCUGGGAACAUAGUCACCAAGAAAACAAUUGGUAACACACUACGCCGUGAAGGACUGAAAUCCUGCAGCGCCCGCAAGGUCCCCCUGCUCAAGAAAGCACAUAUACAGGCCCGUCUGAAGUUUGCCAAUGAACAUCUGAAUGAUUCAGAGGAGAACUGGGUGAAAGUGUUGUGGUCAGAUGAGACCAAAAUCAAGCUCUUUGGCAUCAACUCAACUCGCCGUGUUGCCUAUGACCCCAAGAACACCAUCCCCACCGUCAAACAUGGAGGUGGAAACAUUAUGCUUUGGGGGUGUUUUUCUGCUAAGGGGACAGGACAACUUCAUGGCGUCAAAGGGACGAUGGACGGGGCCAUGUACCAUCAAAGCUUGGGUGAGAACCUCCUUCCCUCAGCCAGGGCAUUGAAAAUGGGUCAUGGAUGGGUAUUCCAGCAUGACAAUGACCCAAAACACAUGGCCAAGGCAACAAAGGAGUGGCUCAAGAAGAAGCACAUUAAGGUCCUGGAGUGGCCUAGCCAGUCUCCAGACCUUAAUCCCAUAGAAAAUCUGUGGAGGGAUCUGAAGGUUCGAGUUGCCAAACGUCAGCCUCGAAACCUUAAUGACUUGGAGAAGAUCUGCAAAGAGGAGUGGGACAAACUCCCUCCUGAGAUGUAUGCAAACCUGGUGGCCAACUACAAGAAACGUCUGACCUCUGUGAUUGCCAACAAGGGUUUUGCCACCAAGUACUACGUCAUGUUUUGCAGAGGGGUCAAAUACUUAUUUCCCUCAUUAAAAUGCAAAUCAAUUUAUAACAUUUUUGAUAUGCGUUUUUCUAGAUUUUUUUGUUGUUAUUCUGUCUCUCACUGUUCAAAUAAACCUACCAUAAAAAUUAUAGACUGAUCAUGUCUUUGUCAGUGGGCAAACGUACAAAUUCAGCAGGGGAUCAAAUACUUUUUUCCCUCACUGUACAUCUCUUAAACAUACACACCCAAUUAAGUCUCUCAGCUUCUGAAUUCUGCAUCUGUGAUAUGCCUCUGGUGUAGCAGUCAGAAAACUACGCUAACAGAACGUGACACUCCCCCAGACCUCUAACACCUUUUCUGCUCCACAGAGCCCAACGCCCCCUGAGGCCCAGCAGCCUAAAGCUGCCUGGAGAGUCGGACGGAGAGGGCGACUCCCGCAACAGUUCUCCAAUCUCCAACAACAGCAGCGAUGGCUUUGGGGGCCUCAUGUCCUUUGCUAGUGAGUCUCCUCAACCAGGGUCUAUUUCAGUUGUAUGAUAAUCACAGAUCUGAAAGGGCUGGAUAGGUGACAGUUACACCUUGUCCUCCAAAGCUGAGCUUUUUUGCCCUUCUGUUCAUCUAUCCUGUCCUACGAGAUCUUUGAACACUGAAGGGGGAAUGUGAAAGGGUUACCCAGCAGGCAAUACUAGUUGCUGGUCUUCUCAAUCAGGAAGACAACCAGAAAUGUACAGUUUACAAACAGAAAUUGACAAUAUUUGCCAGCUAUGUACAGAUUGAAAUGGAACUUGACGUUGGGCUGCAAAUCAUCAUGGGUAUACUAUAGGAUGGUCAAAUGUUGGUUUCUUUGCGAGACUUCAUCAGUCAUCAGCGACUCUCUCACAAUCACUGCAGGCAAUCUGUACAAGAACCACGGCACCAGCUUCAGCCUCUCCAACCUGUCUGUACCCAACAAGGGUGGCCUGAGGGAGAAGGCCGCUGGGACUGGGCCCUUCCCCAAUCUCAAAGGUACAGUACUAAUGCAGCCCUUUGCCCUGUUUUGGUCCACCUUUCACGUUAUCUUCACUCAUCCUUCAUUUCUCUUUUUUUUCUCUGACCUUUAUCCAUCUCAUCUCCUUCUCCAUUUCACUCACUGUGGCUGUAUUCCAAUUUUUGUGCCCUACAGCAGAUUGCAGUCAGGUUUGUCAGUUGAAGGCAGUAGAGGCAGGCUGUCUACUAAAACAAUGCCCUUUCAAAGUACAAAGGGUUGUCAUACAGCUCUUGCAGUGGUUAUAAAGUAUAAGUGUUUUUGUUUUGUCAUGGGCAUAAAAAAUUAUAAUAUUUCGCGUGCAAAAAUCACCAGAGUGCAAAUUUCUACAAUGUUUUAUACACCGUAUCAUGACUAUGCUAUUUAUCUUGAUAAGACACAUUGAGUAUAAGCUAUUCCCAUGUGAAGUCAUCUUAAUCAUUUAAAGUAACUGUCCAGUGUUUGCAGAUUUAUUUUAAAUAUGACCUAUAAUUAAUUACAAUAUGAGUGAAAUAGCUUUAAUUCCAUUUAUUUUUAAAAAAAAAUAAGUAUGUUCAAAAGCAGCUUUUCUAUGUUUGAAUUAUGUGGGCAUACCCCAACAACAGAAUGGUGUCGGUGUAUACCAGUCAUUAAAACCGCUUUAGACUGCUGAUUGGCCAGCUCAGCCAAUGAGCCAACAUGUCAUGUUCUAUGAGGAAAUAGCAAGCAUUAUUUGAAACGGCAAGCAUUUAUGAAAAUGUUUGACUUUGAGGUGGGGUUUUUGAAGUGUUUUUUUCUCCAAUUUAUGCUUUGUUAGCAACAUUAUUUGGGUAUGAGUUAACAGACUAUUUACUUUUAAAAGUAAGAUUUUCACUGGACAGUUAGGCCUACUUUAACCUGAUGUGGAGAAGGAAGGAGAGUAGAUGACAUAAUGAUGUGUAACUCUGACUGACAUGUUGAACUUCUUUAACGUCAGCAUAUUUCUUCCUCAGAGGCUGUUGCUUUGUUUGCACUAAGUAGAGUAGCCAGGAGUAGUAUUGACGGUAUGUCAUGCUGAAAUGUCUGGCAAGCCAGUUUAGGCUACACAGUGUAGCAUUUAUUCAACUUUAUAUUGUAUAUUUUUACCUUCUUUCCUUUUGCCUUUUCCCCUCUUAAUUAUUUUAUUUUACAAAAAUAUAGAAUAUUUUAAUUUUGACGUAGAGGAGGAAAUUGAGGAAGGUUUGUAGAAUUCUUUAUUUUUAUAAUAUUUUUAAUUUUUUUAGAAUGAAUAGACUUUCAUUCUAAAUGUUGUAUUUGUCCCCCUCUGGACUGCCAUGUUGAUGUAUGGCAUUAGGUGGAUAUUGAGGACCUGACAAAAGUUAGCAUUUUCUCUCAAGUACCCUGUUUUCAAUGUUCCCAAUCCCACAUGGUUGCCUGGAUGUUAUGGGAACAUUUGUGAGAGAAAAUAAGAAAUGCAUGUGUUAAACUCAAUAGCCCCACGCUGUUUGGGACAGCUGCCAUAGCAAACCAACGUUUGUUUCUUUUUUCCUUUGAUGAUGAUUUGUUUUGUCUUGACUGUUCAGAUGACAGCCCGGCUAGUCCGGGUAGCCCGGGUCCAGACAGUCCGGGUAUGUUAUUGUCUGGUGUGGUAGUUUGUUUUACCCUACAACUAGCUCCAUCUUUGACUCUUAUUCGACCCUACCUAUCUGAGUCCAUAUUACUCAGGUUGCAUACUAGGAGAUAUAUCUGUAUUUUCAUUCAUGUAUAUCCAUAUCCUUCCCUUUGUUUCCUUGUUAUUCUGCUCUGUUUGGUGGGAGUCUGAUGCGCUAUGAUGCACACAUUUAUAGACGACAGAUCUCUUAAUUUGCAUACAUAUUAUCCCCUUUUUAUGUGGCAUUUUCACAGGAAUUUUGUGUUUUUCCUCAUGGUUUCCCGGCAGAGUUGGGGUCAAGUCCGUUUUCAAUUCCACUCAAUAUUUGAGGAUGAAUUGACUUUCAGUUCCUGAAUGGCAAAUUACCUAUCACUUUCUAUGAGGAUUUUUCAUUUUAUCGAUUGAAGUACAAUUGAUUACCCAAGUGAACUGGAAUUUAAAUGAAACUGACAUGACACCUGAUCUCCUUGCUCUGUGCAGUCUGUUGCCUUGCUUGCUCGCUUGUUCGGUGGCUCUCCAUCGUUUUUGUGUGUUCUCCGGCUGAGGUCUCUGUGGUCAGAGGGCCCAUAAACUUGUGCUCUUCUGGACAUAGACACUUAAAAUUGGCAAAUGCUUUCUCCCACCCCUAGAUGGUAUUAAAAUAUAUUGGGAUCCUAACAAAAGUAGCCUAAAUCACCACAUGUAAGAUUGGUCAUGACAUUUCAUGGCUAUAACCUUUUUGAGGUUAAGUCACAACAAAAAUGUGCUGACCCCUUCCUUGGUCUGUCUCCCUCACUCUUUCCUUUUCUCCCACUCUCUAUUUUCUGCUCUCUUUGUGCACUCGGUCAGUGUGUUGCUGUGCAUGUGUGUUGUGGGUUGAUGUUCAGACUGGUUCGGUCUGGGCCGGUGUCCCUCUCUGUCCCUCUUUCCACUUCUCUGCACUAAUUCUGGGUUUUGUGUCCAGUAUUUGGACUAAAUUCUCUAAUGGAGAUAAUUACAGAGGCCGGCCCGGGGAGCGGAGAAGGUGGGUUCCGCCCUUUUAAACUGUGUGGGCUGCAUGCUUCUCCUAGCCAGUCAACUACAUCUCCCAGGAUCCUCCUCGCUCACCCUCCUCUGUCACCUGACAUGCACCAUCGAGAGAUCAUUCAUCGUCAUACAUCGAGUCUGUCCUGUUGUCUUUCACCAUCCCACCACAGUGACUGUUGCCCCAUUCACUAACCUUUGCAGAGUCACUCCACCCAUCCACACAUCUUUGUAUUAGUUUGGGUUGGGCCCUCACAAGCUUAGCUUGUUAGAAGCUGUGCAACCCAUAUUAACAAUUGCCAAGGUGAUGCCAUUCAUUUUUUUUGGUGCGAACCUAAGUCUCUGCAUUCCACAGUAUUGUAUGGGACCUGACAAGAUGUUGAUUCGAGUUGGUCAACAUCAGCUUUCCCAUUAUUGUCCAAGCCAAGCAAGAAGCUAUAUUUGCUUGUUUGGCCACCUCUUUGGUCUCACACAUACACACCUAGACCUCCCAUCACCUUGCCAGUGGAGGCAUGCCUUAGCCAAUCAAAACUGCUACCCUGUAGGUAAGGCAUGACAUCAUUCUUCCAGUGCUGUGAGUUAGAGUUUUAAACACUGUUUCAUUGAUAAUUGAAUUAAGGAGAGCAGUCUCGCAGCACCAAGAGUGCUGUUCUGUCUUAAUUCCUAAACUCAUAGUCACCGGUUUUGAUUGGAGUUGUCAUUGGACACUUAGUUGGCUUUGUGGUUACUGAGCAUAUGUACCAGUACCACAGUGAUCGAAUGGAAUGGGAAUUAUUUGAAGUGCUGUGAUGCAUGUUGUACAACUAAUGGAUGAUAUUUUGGAAAAUGUGGGGUAAAAUGGCAUCGUUGUCAGGUGAGGUCUUUGGUAACAUGCGGUCAUAGAGCCUACGCAAUGCCAUGACAAAAUCGGAUAUACCGGUAACAGCCGAUGUUGUUUAUGACAAGGACCCAAUACAUUUUUGGUGGAUGUAUUUAUUUGUAUCCUCACUUUCAAGACAUUACCUUUAGCCUAAAUGUUCAAAGUGUCAAACAGGCUACCCACUGGGCAAAAACUGGUUGAAUCAACAUUGUUUCCACGUCAUUAAAAGGUGUGAUGUGGAAAACUGAUUGGAUUUGCAAAAAGUCAUCAACGUAAGGGAAUCUAAAUGUUCUGUUGAUUUCACGUUUUAAUUCACGUUAGUUGACAACUAAACCAAAUGUAAAUCAAAAAUAGAUGUUGAACUGAGAGGUCUGCCCAGUGGGUAAGCUAUGUAGGCGCAACAAUAUUAUAAUCAGUUUGAUAAUAAUAUUGUUCACAGGCCCAAACCCUGCAAGUGAUCCACCACACUUUUGUAUUCCAUUGCACUGUGUGUUCAUGAGUGUCUGUCUAACUGUACAAGGUGACUAACAGUAUGAACACUACAGUGUGUAUCUUUCCGUUAGCCGUGUGUGUGUGUGUGAUUGUCGACCCAUCUUAAUUUUUCGUUCUUUUUCUGCAUGACACAUAACUUGUCUGUCUUGUUGCCAUGCAGAUCCCGCUCCAAUCUGACCUCACCUCUGUUCUCUGCUAAUGUGUGAUGCCAAAAACACAGUGCCAUGUUGACUCCUUCUGUGUGACGUCCCAUUUGAUCUGUCCCUCACCUUUAGUGUCUGAAUAUGAAACCUGUAGCUCGGCUAGUCAUUAGCUAGUGUCCCUGCCACCGAAAAUUGAUGUGUGUGUGUGUCUUUUUAUGUAUGCAGGAUGUGUCCCAUCUUCUUUGUCUAUUAGUCUUUGAUGUGGUUAUCUAAUUAGUACAUCGUAGACUAUGUGAUUUGGGGGCUUUGUAGUGAAAUGUAUAAGCACCUCCUUUAUCAAGUCAACUGGUAUUUCUGUUUGUAUGUCUCUGACUUGUCGUUGGUUAUGGUUUUCUGUGUUUCCAUGGUAUUUACUGUGGAGACCUCACUGUUUUAUAUGGCUCCUGCAGGAGGAGCCCGCGGUCCCCCCAGGGCCCUCGUUGACCAGAAGUCGUCAGUCAUUAAGCACAGUCCCACGGUCAAGAGAGAGUCCCCCUCGCCCCAGGGUCGUGCCAACAACACCAGGUAACAGACCCCUAUGAGACUGUAUUACCAGGACAUUGCUGUCAUGGCAUUCUUUGACAACGCACGCUGACUGACAUAUUUGAAUUAGUUUACCACCUUCAUGGCAUAAUGUCUUCAUGGUAUAAUGUUGGCCAUCAAAAACAAAAGCUGGUUGUCAUAAACUUUCUUGCCAAUACAGUGGGGAAAAAAAGUAUUUAGUCAGCCACCAAUUGUGCAAGUUCUCCCACUUAAAAAGCUGAGAGAGGCCUGUCAUUUUCAUCAUAGGUACACGUCAACUAUGACAGACAAAAUGAGAUUUUUUUUCUCCAGAAAAUCACAUUGUAGGAUUUUUUAUGAAUUUAUUUGCAAAUUAUGGUGGAAAAUAAGUAUUUGGUCAAGAACAAAAGUUUCUCAAUACUUUGUUAUAUACCCUUUGUUGGCAAUGACACAGGUCAAACGUUUACUGUAAGUCUUCACAAGGUUUUCACACACUGUUGCUGGUAUUUUGGCCCAUUCCUCCAUGCAGAUCUCCUCUAGAGCAGUGAUGUUUUGGGGCUGUCGCUGGGCAACACGGACUUUCAACUCCCUCCAAAGAUUUUCUAUGGGGUUGAGAUCUGGAGACUGGCUAGGCCACUCCAGGACCUUGAAAUGCUUCUUACGAAGCCACUCCUUCGUUGCCCGGGCGGUGUGUUUGGGAUCAUUGUCAUGCUGAAAGACCCAGCCACGUUUCAUCUUCAAUGCCCUUGUUGAUGGAAGGAGGUUUUCACUCAAAAUCUCACGAUACAUGGCCCCAUUCAUUCUUUCCUUUACACGGAUCAGUCGUCCUGGUCCCUUUGCAGAAAAACAGCCCCAAAGCAUGAUGUUUCCACCCCCAUGCUUCACAGUAGGUAUGGUGUUUUUUGGAUGCAACUCAGCAUUCUUUGUCCUCCAAACACGACGAGUUGAGUUUUUACCAAAAAGUUAUAUUUUGGUUUCAUCUGACCAUAUGACAUUCUCCCAAUCCUCUUCUGGAUCAUCCAAAUGCACUCUAGCAAACUUCAGACGGGCAUGGACAUGUUCUGGCUUAAGAAGGGGGACACGUCUGGCAGUGCAGGAUUUGAGUCCCUGGCGGCGUAGUGUGUUACUGAUGGUAGGCUUUGUUACUUUGGUCCCAGCUCUCUGCAGGUCAUUCACUAGGUCCCCCCGUGUGGUUCUGGGAUUUUUGCUCACCGUUCUUGUGAUCAUUUUGACCCCACGGGGUGAGAUCUUACGUGGAGCCCCAGAUCGAGGGAGAUUAUCAGUGGUCUUGUAUAUCUUCCAUUUCCUAAUAAUUGCUCCCACAGUUGAUUUCUUCAAACCAAGCUGCUUACCUAUUGCAGAUUCAGUCUUCCCAGCCUGGUGCAGGUCUACAAUUUUGUUUCUGGUGUCCUUUGACAGCUCUUUGGUCUUGGCCAUAGUGGAGUUUGGAGUGUGACUGUUUGAGGUUGUGGACAGGUGUCUUUUAUACUGAUAACAAGUUCAAACAGGUGCCAUUAAUACAGGUAACGAGUGGAGGACAGAGGAGCCUCUUAAAGAAUAAGUUACAGGUAUGUGAGAGCCAGAAAUCUUGCUUGUUUGUAGGUGACCAAAUACUUAUUUUCCACCAUAAUUUGCAAAUAGAUUCAUAAAAAAUCCUACAAUGUGAUUUUCUGGGAAAAAAAAUCUCAAUUUGUCUGUCAUAGUUGACAUGUACCUAUGAUGAAAAUUACAGGCCUCUCUCAUCUUUUUAAGUGGGAGAACUUGCACAAUUGGUGGCUGACUAAAUACUUUUUUCCCCCACUGUAUAAUGUCAAAUGACAGACCUGGAUAGGUGAUAUAUCAAUCCCCUUUAGGAGAAGGGUUGUCUAAUUUAAGAGCCAAUGGUGACAUAUACAAAAAGGGGAGUGUGAUCGGAGUGACUGAACCAGAGCUGUGUCUGUCCCAGUGAGAACCAGCAGUUCCUGAAGGAGGUGGUGCAGAGUGUGCUGGAGGGCCAAGGCGUGGGCUGGCUCAACAUGAAGAAGGUGCGCCGCCUGCUGGAGAACGAGCAGCUGCGCGUCUUCGUGCUGAGCAAGCUGAACCGGACCGUCCAGUCAGAGGAGGAUAUCAGGCAGGAGGUCAUCCGUGAUGUGGUGAGUGGCUCCACCCACCCAGGUGGGGAGAAAGGAACGGGGCAAGCGAGGGGAGAGAAAUAACAUUUUAAUUAUGCGUUUUUUAACCUUGGUUUUGAAUUAAAGCUGAAUAACAGCUUACAAUUGAAACUGUGUGUGUGUGUGGUGUACUCUUCAGGAGAUUAGCAGGAAGGUGUACAAGGGCAUGUUAGACAUACUGAAGUGCACCGUUUCUAGUCUGGAACACUCGUACACCAAUGCCGGGCUUGGAGGCAUGGCCAGCGUCUUCGUUCUGCUGGAAAUAGCACGCACCCACUACCAAACCAAAGGUAACGUUCAGAAAACCUAUACUCCACUGAAAGUGUCAACAUUUUCUCUCAAAGGACACAUUCAAUUCAGCAUGUCAUGCCCCCUCCCAAAACUAUGACUUAACUAUUUCCUCUGAAAAAAUGAAAGGUACUGAUGCUUGAUUCUUGUUUGAAAACAAAGAAGUGCUUAACAGGCGUUUCAUAUACUCCACUUAUUUAAAGGCAACAUAAGUAUUAUCUAGGAAAAGGAGUGCAAUCUGGAUAAUUUCUGUGUCCAUUUUCCUUUUUAUCAACUCAUUUGAAAAGUAAGCAAUAUGUUUUUACAGCAGUGAGUUCUGGUUCAAUCUCUGAGUCAGUACCACCAACGCAUGCCUCAUUUUUAGGUAACUUUGCAGUUUAAUUAAGCAUUCACCGAGCGAAUUUGGGUCAUAAGAGCAGAAGACAAACAACUAGGGAUGUGACAAACGAUAAGAACAUUUAAAACAAUUCCACUCAAAUUCACAAUGCAGUUUCGCUGCUGCCAGCAACGGGUUUGGGUCUCGGUGCGUCCCUUUCAGAUCUUUAAGCAUUGCGCCUCUACUACCAUUACUGUACCUCAAUUCCACCUUGCAAAGUUUACAUUUCCUUCUCAUUUAACUUCUUAAAGUAUUGCAAUACAGGACUUUGCUGCUGUUGCUUGCCUUUUUCUGCCAUUUUUCCAACUAUUAACGACGAUGUCGUAGUGGUGGAGAGUCGACUCCAAAAUAAUUGAUUCCUCGACUCCUUGCAUGUCGACUCCCAUUUCUAAGUGUUAAGAUUAAAUUCCGCUAGGAAUCGACUCCUAAGAUUCAGUAUUUUUGGAACGGAAGAGACUGAUUAGUUGCCGUACUUCCGAGAAUAAUCAUCUUCUUCUUCAAUGAGGUUUAACGGCGGUUGGCAUCCAAUUUGUUGCAUUACCGCCACCUACUAGACUGGAGUACAACUCCCUUAUAUUUUGCUUGAAAAAUAAAAUAAAGAAAUACCCUACCAUCUACUAACACUACACUCACAAAUUCAAAAUUAUUAUUAAUAAUGAACACCACCCUACUCCACUAUUUAAAUAUAUUCAUUCCUACCUCAUGCCCUCAACCUGAAAUGAUGGGACAUCACCACUUAACACUCCCUGUAACUCUUCUGAUGUCAAGUCUCGCACACCCAAAUACCUCUCUGCAGCUGCCACCACAACCUCAAUUUUCUUCGACUUACGUUCCAUCCCUGCAGUACAAUUAAUAACCAUUGCUAUAAAUGCUAAAAAUCCAAUCUUACUGAAACAUAUAUCACUUGUUGUCCUAUCCCUCUGUACUAGUACAUUUCUACUACUCUCACCACUCCCCCUUGAAAUCUCUUGCUCUACUUUAUUCACUGCCUUAGCAUAUGACAACUUCUUCACUACUUUUACCCUGGAAGCCUCAACCUGCUUCUCUCGCACGGGACAUUUCUGCUCCCCAGCCCCAUGGCCACCCCUACAAUUAGCACAUACCACUACUUUCCCCAAUGCUACAUUCCUUUGUUUCAUGCCCUUCUGCACACUUCUCACACCUUGGAACCUCCCUCCUACAUACUGCUGCCACAUGCCCAUAAGUUUGACACCUGUAACAUCGUAAUGUAUUCGGCACAUAAGUUCGUACAGGAUAACUUAUAUAUCCUAACUUCACUUUGUCAGGCAAAGACUCAACAUCAAAACUCAAAAGAACAGACAAUGACUCUUCUGUUUCCCCACUCUCGCCACCCUGUUUGCGUCGCACCAAACGACAAGCAUCACAAACACCGGGAAUCUUCCCCUUCAGUUGGUCAGCUUUCACAUUUACCGCUACCCCAGUAAUCACUCCUUUCAAUGGCGCCCUUUUCUUGAGAGCGAAACAAUUCACAAUUCUUUCCCCCAUUUGUUUAACUCUGAGCGCCUUCUCCCUCUGCCCAACAGAAACACAAACAAUUAGCACUAGACCACUUCUGGUUACCCUACUUCCGAGAAUACAAACACUCGCAUCUUUCAUAGCUAGCUAGCGAGAGACGGAGAGAGAGGGGAGGGUCAUAGUAUAGACAGGUCUGUCACCAGGCAGACAGUCAGAACCGUGCACUAGGCCUAUCUAUCGGCAAUCAAAAGCUGUAUCUCCAAAUGUCUUGGCUUACAAUGUCUCGCAACUUCAGUAAAGCAGGGCCUAUCAUCAAUGAAUAAGCUAGGAUAUUCUACACACAACAGACCGAAGACUGAACACACACUUGCAUCAUUAGCGAAGAGAAAGAGCAGGGGUGUGUGUACUAAUUAGUCCAAAUAGUUGUAAAACUUUUUGCAACUAAAACAAGUUUCUAUUGGACAAAUGCAAGUAGUUCCCUCCCUGUUUCGUUCCGUUUAAGAACAGUUUUGCAACAGAAUCGACGUAAUGAAUACACCCGAGGCGAGCCAGCGUGAUGGAGAGCGAGGAGGGGGCAGGCAGAAAAAAACGUGUGCAUAGACGGAUUGGUUGUUUAGCAACAACACCGAUGCGUGUGCAACUAUGGGGCAAAACAGACUGGGUUGGCUUACAUUGUUGACAUGUAAACUAUAUUUCGUCUCCAAUGUUUAUUGAAAACAUAAGUACAUUUGCACAACGAGCACUUGUUGUUUCUCAAAUACAUCUUUACAGUUGUUGAUUAGCUAGCUAGUGAAUUUUUGCCAUAUUAGCAUUGACAUGAAAUCAGUCAAAAUAACUCAAAACAAGACAUGGUAUCAAGAACAAGAUUAAACUAGCUGAAAUGAGUCACUUACGAUUCCCCACAUGGCAGUUUCUUGUCAGUGUUGGUAGCUAUCUGGCUAUCCAGAAUCACAACUCACGGACUUCUGACGUAUGCGCAUCGUUUUUGUGACAUUGUCAGCUAACCCAUCUAUAUGUCUUAGUAAUCUGUCUUGCAUGCCUCGCAAAUUCACCAAAGUAGCCUAAAGUUCUAUUUAAAUUAAAUUACAUAACUUUUCUAGUUAGGCUAUAACACGGAAAAUAGUAUGUUUUGUGAUAACUGCACCGCUAUUUUAAUUUUGUGGGGGGGAAAAACAUCAAAACAUGUUUUUUUCAGGUUGGGAUUUUUCUUAAUGUUAAGGAUCCCGAUUUCGUUUUAGCAUUUUAAACGUUCACACCCCUACAAACAACCAUCUAUUCUAACUUUCAAACCUCCCACUGCAACUCUACACUGUUUCUUUCUUCUCUCGCUACCAUCUCUUUCCCUUCUUCCCUAUUCUUCUCCCUUUUUCCUCCUUGGUGGCCCCAGUAGACCCAGAGAAGCGCAAGCGGAGCCCCAGUGACGCUGCAAGCAGCCCGGGCAGCAAGGAGAGCCCGUCUGCCCGCAUGGAGGGCACCAGGCCCCCGGGGCUCCUCCUGGUGCCCCGUCUCCAACUGCCGCACCCCACCUCGGGGGGCAAAGGCACCCGCCACUUUGACACCCGGAGUCUGAACGAGGAGAAUUUUAUUGCCUCCAUUGGUGUGUACCCCACCCCAUCCCCCCUUGCAUGCGCUCUGAGAGCACCCCUUGCCCCCCCUGCUCACCAGUCUAAACCCUGCCCUACCCCUUGACCCACCUCUUUCCAACCAGGCAACAAGGGGAGUGCUUUCCCCUUCCUUAGAAAAAGAGCCCCUUAUGAUAUUCCAUUCACUUUGACCCACACCAGUGAUGCCAAUGGUCAGCAUUUAAAGCUGUAAAACUCUGAAAUAUAUUUAGAAAAUACAUUAUGCUGGUUUGCCAUAAUAUUUGCACAUCAUGCAACUCCAACCAAAUUUGACAAAUAACCACAUUUGAAUUCCAGAUCUGGCCUUGAGCGGUGUAGGCGUGUGUGAAAUAUUGCAUUGAGCCCACCCCCACCAGCCUGGAUGUGUUGUAUCCCUCCCCACCCUUCUCUGAAUGUUGAGCGCCCCUGUUUGCCACCUCUUGUGGAGUCCUCCUUUGUUUGCCUUCUAGCACCUUGACUGUGCAUGUCUUCGUUUUCCGUUGUCUUCUCGAAACUCCAAAUCUGCAGUAUUGUGCUAAGGAGUCUGAAGACCUGUCUCUGCCUUUACUGCAGGUUUCCUUAAAGCGUGCUGUACAAGUAGCACCUCUCAGCUCUAGCAUGGAGGGUGGAGCGUCACUCCCCAGUAAACAGGCCCAAGGAAGAGACAAAUUUCAUGCUCACUGUUAGCAAGCCACGGUUGCCGUUUAGCUUGGGGAUAGGGUUAAUUAACACUGAACAUUGUGGAAAAGGAGCGAAGCAUUGCUUCUCCUUUCGACCACCAUUCUACUAUCUCAAAUGUUACUUUGGGUCUGUAUACAGGGGACAGAUUCACCCAACUCCCUCAAUCUCCCUACCUACCAACCUACCCUCACUUCACCAGCCCCUUUUCUCUCUUUGGGAAGAUGCAGCUUCAAUUCUACGGAAUGUCUUUUUGAGACUUGCACCCCUGCUUCUGCAACAGCUCCAUUCCACCUGCUGGCUAGCUGGCUGGCCACUCCACCCCCAUUCCAUGCCCUUCACCAAGCCCUGCUGCCUCUGUCACCCUGGUUCUGGAGAGCCACACACUGCUAGCCAAUAACUUAACUUCUCGGUCACAUACAUUUUUAAAGGAACCCCAGUAUUCCCCCUUGUGUGGUUCUCCAGGACCAUGGUCCAGGAGUGUUGGGUGUGUUGUAAUGUUACACCUCAGUAGCAGUAAAUGGCAAUGGAACUCUGCGUACAGAGAAUUUAUGUCAUAGUGUUCCAUAUUGCCAAGCUGACAUGUGACUACUCUCAGACGUUACAAAACAUCCUCAAUUGUUAAAAUAACAGAUUUCUUUAAUGCUUAAUUUUGUUUUAUGUUAUGGUUUAUCUAAUGCUCAUCCUCCAUACCUGCCUACUCAACCAGCUCUCUGACACUCUCUCUGUCUUUCUCUCCUUGCUUGCAAUGCAUCUUGGGUAGAAUUGUGGAGCAGGCACCAUGAAAAGGAUAAGCAAAAAGCUAUGGAAAAACAACAGAGUAAGAUAUUUCUCACACACAAAAAAAGACUGGGGUAUUGCAUAACUGCCAGCUAUUAACAUUUCCACGCCCUUCUCUCCACCUUUCCCCAACCUACCUAUGUUUGUUAGUCACAAAUGAUUUAAAAAGUUAAUAUAAGUGAUCAUGUUGACAUGGAUAAUUAUUCUAGGACUAUAGAUCCAUAAUCUUGAUUUGAGGUGUGUGCGUAACGUUCUGAGUAACUGAGUUAUACUUGCAUAUCUCAAAUCAGGAGUCAUAACAUAGUGAGUUCCUCUUAUUCUCCAUAUAGUUACUCUGACAUUAUGUUUGCUGUCAACUUGUUCCAUUCCUAUUCCCUGAGUUGUGAAAUAGUCAUUGGAACCGUAGUCUGUCAGGCCCUUACCCAAUCCCAUACGUUCCCUUUUUUCCUGGGCUCUUGAGGUUCUAUCAAGGUUACAGUUGUGGCAUUUCAUUUAGCAAAUGUGCGUUUCUGGAAAAUCACUACAUGGCAAGAAGGUAAAUUGUACAUAGUACAAAAAAAACAAAAAAUAGAAAAAAAAGAUACCUGAGCCAUGAAUGAAUACACAAUAGUAUGAGUACAAACAUCCAUUGCAGGUUUGUUGGCUGCAUCACCAAAUGUAUCACAGAAGUCUUGGUUAAAUUUGCAUUUAACUAUUAUAAUUGACUGUACUUUCUUCCGAUGUAAAGGUUUGAUAUCCUGGACUCUUCAAAAUGUACAGAUUGCAGGCCAGCAUUUGUUUAAUUGUAGUUACAUUUUCCUAGAGGUGCAUUAUGUGAGUCAUAACAAGGUGUUUCUGCAACAACUGACUGGUAUAUUAACAACAGCGCUGUUGGUCAAUUCUUGUCUAAAAGCAAACUUGUGCAGAAAAUGGUCUCCUAUUUUGACUGUCCCUCAGUUUGUCUGCAUGCCUAACUGCCUGAGUCUGUGUGUCAAUUUUUGUAACUUUGACCUCUUUUAUAUUGGUAUCUGCCUUUGUCAAUUACAGUUUGAUCUACAUCCAUCAAUAUUCCUACUGAUUUUGCACUCUCCAGUGGCCUCUAAAUAGUCACAUGCUUGGUCUUUUGAAAGCUGACAGCUGGGUCAUGUUCAUUAGGGCACAAGUAGCAAUGUUUUGCAACAGAAAACAAUUGAGAUAGUAUCUCUCUGUUUUGUGCCAUUUUCUUCUGUUUUGGCCUACUGAACAUGACUGAUUAUUAUUUUUUGCUUCCUGAAUAUAAAAAAACCAAGAUCCUCCGGCUGAAUGGAAGUGUCCCUGUUGUAGGGCCAGUAUUUCCGGUCAAUCCCAAAGUUAUGGUGUUAGAGGUCAAACACACCAAUAGUGUUUGCUGGCCUAGAGUACCUUGCACCUCUGAACGUAAUUUGCGAACCGAGUGCGCACCAAUUUUAAAUGGAGAAUCGUGUGAAAAGUGUCGUCAGUCAGAUCGGAAAAAGAAUGCUAAAUCCACAUUCAGUGCGACGUGUGCAAGCCUUUCAAGUUAGGUCACCAUCUCCCCCCCCCCACCCCCCCUCUCUGCCAGUUGCCAAUCAUGUGACACUCAGUAAGGGGGCAGUGUGGAAGUGCGCAUGGCACCCGUGCUGACAACAACAUGUAUCCUGCAGGAGCGGAGGGGGCUAAGAAACAGCACCCUGAGCUGACUGACACGGAGGAGAAGAAGUCCCAGAUCAGUGCUGACAGUGGCCUCGGCGUCAACUCCGGAUCCCAGGUCUGUUCUUUUCCAAAGCCAGCUCUUGUAACUAAGCAAAGAAUGCACACGUGGAAUCUGACACUUGUUUCACAUCGGUUAUCCCCCAACUCUGGCGCUUGAGAGUCACAAUGUCUGCUGGUUCUCAUUCUUGCAUUUUAAUCUGAGUCUGAUAUAGACCUGGGAAACCAGGGUUGUAGACUGAGUGUUUGGAUAUUGAUGGCAUGGACUUGUGAAUUAGUAUUAAGGAGAUUACAAAACACUGGAGUCACUACGGCCCUUGAGAAGAAGUUCAUUUCCACUGUUUCUAUAUGCCUCUGUCUGCUCACCUUUCUCUUUCUCAGUCUUUCUCGGUCUUGCUUUGCAGAAGAGUGACACCGAGUCCGUGACCAGCACUGAACCGCCAGUCCUUACCAGAAGCACCAGCCAGGACUCAGAGGCCAGCACAGUGGUAGGGCACGGCCAACACAGAGAAACAAUCUCACCCCAAUCCUAAACCCUUCUCAACCUUACCUCAGUGUGGCUCAUCCCAAGGCCCGCUUACUCCCAAAGCGCAAUUUUUAUCCUUAGUCUAGUCUUACAAGGUUUACACUCAAGGUUCCACAGACUCACUUAAGCUCAAGCCAUACAUCCCCAGUAACACUUAUCCCAAACCAGGUUGCUUCCCAAUCUUACUAUAUUCCGAGCUUGAUUAAUUUCUAGUAUUUGCUAACUAGUCCUACUCAUCUCUUGUCUUGCUUUGUCUCAGCCUGGCACAAUGGCUCUUGCCAAAACCGUACGUGUCAUACUAAUCUACCUCAUCCCCAGUGUCUCUUAGCCUUAGUGUAACUCAGUGAUCCUCAAAACAACCUGUAGUGUGGCAGCUCUCCAAGGGCAGGGUUGAGGAUUACUGAUCUAACUCGUCUCUUUUGGCCUUGGUCUAAUGCAUCCUGUGUGUCUUUUAGUGUGAGUUCUCUGUGUCUUAGUAUGCCUGAUAUUCACUAGUCUCCUGACACUUUGACCCCUGACCCCUCCAGAUAAGUAACAGCUCAGGGGAGACGCUGGGAGCUGACAGUGACUUGAGUAGCACCGCUGGGGAGGGCUUGGGUGGCAGGCAAGCCCCCCACCUCAACCUCUCCAGGGGAACACUGUCCGACAGCGAGAUUGAGACCAACCCGGCCACCAGCUCAGUGUUUGUGAGUAGAAAAUCCUGCCUGGCUGAUCACACUGCUUGAUUUUUUUGGGGCGUUUUCUAGAUGCACAAAUGCAUUCCCUGCGGGACAUGAAGUCUGCCCAUGGAUGUCAAUCUUGUAAAUGCAGGGACAAAUCCAAUUUUCAAAAAUCUUUGGCAAGAUUAAAUUACCCCAUGAUUUAUGUUUUGUUGUGUUUGCCCAGGGUAAGACCCAAAAGAUGAAGCCUGGUGUGAAGGAGACGAAGUCUAAACUUGUGCCUGUCGUGGCUAAGGGGCCUCCCGCCCAGCCCUUGGAGGACAUCAGCAUGAGGAUUUACCUAUGUGAUGGCCUGCUGGGUACGUUCCAGAUGACUGAUGUUUUAGAAAGGCUGUGGUUUAAUAUCUUCUACAGUGUCUUCUUUAGUCUCCCUCUGUUCAACUUUGUGGUAAAAAGCAACAGUAAAUAUCUAGCAGACUCAGCGAGAUGUUGCAUGCACAAAGUAAACACAAUAUCAGGUAAAUUUCAGCAACAUCUAAGAGCGUUGAAGUGCGAGGCUAAACGUCUCCGCUGUCUUGCAUCGUGCUCAUCUCAUAUCUGCGAUGCUGCUCGUUGUAACGUUGUCUCGCUGAGUCUACCUUUAAAGUGAAUCCUUCUUAUAAGGCAAAACACAGAUAUACAGUACCAGUCAAAAGUUUGGACACACCUACUCAUUCAAGGGCUUUUCUUUAUUUUUACUAUUUUCUACAUUGUAGAAUAAUAGUGAAGACAUCAAAACUAUGAAAUAACACAUAUGGAAUCAUGUAGUAACCAAAAAAGUGUUAAACAAAUUCUUCAAAGUUGCCACCCUUUGCCUUGAUGACAGCUUUGCACACUCUUGGCAUUCUCUCAAUCAGCUUUACCUGGAAUGCUUUUCCAACAGUCUUGAAAGAGUUCCCACAUAUGCUGAGCACUUGUUGGCUGCUUUUCCUUCACUCUGCGGUCCAACUCAUCCCAAACCAUCUCAAUUGGGUUGACUGUGGAUACAGAACUCCAUCACUCUCCUUCUUGGUCAAAUAGCCCUUACACAGCCUGUAGGUGUGUUGGGUCAUUGUCCUGUUGAAAAACAAAUGACAGUUCCACUAAGCGCAAACCAGAUGGGAUGGCGUAUCGCUGCAGAAUGCUGUGGUAGCCAUGCUGGUUAAGUGUGCCUUGAAUUCUACAUAAAUCACAGACAGUGUCACCAGCAAAGCACCAUCACACCUCCUGCUCCAUGCUUCACUGUGGGAACCACACUUGUGGAGAUCAUCCGUUCACCUACUCUGCAUCUGACAAAGACACGACGGUUGGAACCAAAAAUCUCAAGUUUGGACUCAUCAGACCAAAGGACAGAUUUCCAUCGGUCUAAUGUCCAUUGCUCGUGUUUCUUGGCCCAAGCAAGUCUCUUCUUCUUAUUGGUGUCCUUUAGUAGUGGUUUCUUUGCAGCAAUUUGACCAUGAAGGCCUGAUUCACGCAGUCUCCUCUGAACAGUUGAUGUUGAGAUGUCUGUUACUUGAACUCUGUGAAGCAUUUAUUUGAGCUGCAAUUUCUGAGGCUGGUAACUCUAAUGAACUUAUCCUCUGCAGGGAGGUAACUCUGGGUAUUCAUUUCCUGUGGCGGUCCUCAUGAGAGCAAGUUUCAUGUUUUGCGACUUCACUUGAAGAAACUUUCGAAGUUCUUGAAAUGUUCUACAUUGACUGACCUUCAUGUCUUAAAGUAAUGAUGGACUGGCAUUUAUCUUUGCUUAUUUGAGCUGUUCUUGCCAUAAUAUGGACUUGAUCUUCUGUAUACCUGCCCUACCUUGUCACAACACAACUGAUUGGCUCAAACGCAUUAAGGAAGGAAAUUCCACAAAUUAACUUUUAAGAAGGCACACCUGUUAAUUGAAAUGCAUUCCAGGUGACUACCUCAUUAAGCUGAUUGAGAGAAUGCCAAGAGUGUGCAAAGCUGUCAUCAAGGCAAAGGGUGGCUACUUUGAAGAAUCUCAAAUAUAAAAUAUAUUUAGAUUUGUUUAACACUUUUUUGCUUACUACAUGAUUCCAUAUGUGUUAUUUCAUAGUUUUGAUGUCUUCACUAUUAUUCUACAAUGUAGAAAAUAGUAAAACUAAAGAAAAACCCUGGAAUUAGUAGGUGUCCAGACUUUUGACAGGUACUGUGUAUAUAUCUAUAUAUACACUGCUCAAAAAAAUAAAGGGAACACUUAAACAACACAAUGUAACUCCAAGUCAAUCACACUUCUGUGAAAUCAAACUGUCCACUUAAGAAGCAACACUGAUUGACAAUAAAUUUCACAUGCUGUUGUGCAAAUGGAAUAGACAACAGGUGGAAAUUAUAGGCAAGUAGCAAGACACCCCCAAUAAAGAAGUGGUUCUGCAGGUGGUGACCACAGACCACUUCUCAGUUCCUAUGCUUCCUGGCUGAUGUUUUGGUCACUUUUGAAUGCUGGCGGUGCUUUCACUCUAGUGGUAGCAUGAGACGGAGUCUACAACCCACACAAGUGGCUCAGAUAGUGCAGCUCAUCCAGGAUGGCACAUCAAUGCGAGCUGUUGCAAGAAGGUUUGCUGUGUCUGUCAGCGUAGUGUCCAGUGCAUGGAGGUGCUACCAGGAGACAGGCCAGUACAUCAGGAGACGUGGAGGAGGCCAUAGGAGGGCAACAACCCAGCAGCAGGACCGCUACCUCCGCCUUUGUGCAAGGAGGAGCAGGAGGAGCACUGCCAGAGCCCUGCAAAAUGACCUCCAGCAGGCCACAAAUGUGCAUGUGUCUGCUCAAACGGUCAGAAACAGACUCCAUGAGGGUGGUAUGAGGGCCCGACGUCCACAGGUGGGGGUUGUGCUUACAGCCCAACACCGUGCAGGACGUUUGGCAUUUGCCAGAGAACACCAAGAUUGGCAAAUUCGCCACUGGCGCCCUGUGCUCUUCACAGAUGAAAGCAUGUUCACACUGAGCACAUGUGACAGACGUGACAGAGUCUGGAGACGCCGUGGAGAACGUUCUGCUGCCUGCAACAUCCUCCAGCAUGACCGGUUUGGCGGUGGGUCAGUCAUGGUGUGGGGUGGCAUUUCUUUGGGGGGCCGCACAGCCCUCCAUGUGCUCGCCAGAGGUAGCCUGACUGCCAUUAGGUACCGAGAUGAGAUCCUCAGACCCCUUGUGAGACCAUAUGCUGGUGCGGUUGGCCCUGGGUUCCUCCUAAUGCAAGACAAUGCUAGACCUCAUGUGGCUGGAGUGUGUCAGCAGUUCCUGCAAGAGGAAGGCAUUGAUGCUAUGGACUGGCCCGCCUGUUCCCCAGACCUGAAUCCAAUUGAGCACAUCUGGGACAUCAUGUCUCGCUCCAUCCACCAACACCACGUUGCACCACAGACUGUCCAGGAGUUGGCGGAUGCUUUAGUCCAGGUCUGGGAGGAGAUCCCUCAGGAGACCAUCCGCUACCUCAUCAGGAGCAUGCCCAGGCGUUGUAGGGAGGUCAUACAGGCACGUGGAGGCCACACACACUACUGAGCCUCAUUUUGACUUGUUUUAAGGACAUUACAUCAAAGUUGGAUCAGCCUGUAGUGUGGUUUUCCACUUUAAUUUUGAGGGUGAGUCCAAAUCCAGACCUCCAUGGGUUGAUAAAUUUGAUUUCCAUUGAUAAUUUUUGUGUGAUUUUGUUGUCAGCACAUUCAACUAUGUAAAGAAAAAAGUAUUUAAUAAGAUUAUUUCAUUCAUUCAGAUCUAGGAUGUGUUGUUUAAGUGUUCCCUUCCCAGUGUAUAUAUCUCUCUCAUUCGUCAAACUCUUUCUCUAAAACUCUUUUUCACUAUUUGACUAACUAACACUGCAUGAACUGUAGUAUAAAGCGUGAAGGUAGGUCUGAAGUGAGUGAGGUUGGGUCGAUUUUAUUUGUCCUUUCACGCUUCCUGUGGUCUCUCUCUCUCUCUCUCUCUGCUCUUGGCUUGCCAUUAACCCACUCAGCUCUGAGCUUAACCCUCUUUGCUCUGCUGCUCCUCUUCCUCCCUGCUGCGUGUCCCGGGAACGCCAUGCAGGGCGCGACAAGAGCUCCAUGUGGGACCAGCUGGAGGAUGCUGCCAUGGAAACCUUCUCUCUGAGUAGGGCUGACCUCUUUCACCUUUUGACCUUCUAUGUUUGUGCUUGGAUGCAAUGCAGACCUGGGCUCUGUUGCUCACUUGUGUAUUGUCUGGUGCUUUUGAUGUGCUGCUUUGAUCUUUACCGCCACUGGAUUUCCCAUCUCACUGAGUGGUUUGUAUUGUAAACAAUGUAGCAACACUCCUAUCUUCAAGUUAACAAGAGAACAUGUCUCUUGGUUCUUGGUUUACAAAAUAUGUUUCAACAAUCAUAUGGUCAGGUGUGUGGGUGUGUUUGUGUGUGUUCGUAUAGAUGUGUGCGUUCGUUUGUGGGUGUUUGUGUGUGUGCAGUUAUGUAAGGUUCUGUGGGAUCAUGUGUUUGUAUGUUUAUGCAUAGUUACUGGUGAAUGUGGGGUGACAUGUAGUUGUCAGUGUGAAGGUGAUUUUGACCUAUUGAGGAUUUUGAACACUAGUUUUGUGUUUUUGUGUGCCUUUGUGAUUGUGGUCAUGAUGUGUUUGUGUAAGUGUGUGUCCUUUGGACACAGAUAAGCAGUGUGUGUUGUAUUUGUGUAGGUAAGGAGCGCUCUACACUGUGGGACCAGGUCCAGUUCUGGGAGGAUGCUUACUUGGAUGCUGUCAUGUUGGAGAGGGAGGGGAUGGGCAUGGACCAGGGACCUCAGGAGAUGAUUGACAGGUACUGGUUGCCUAUUAGAGUGGAUCUGUAUUUUGAAAUGCCCAUUGACAGCCAUCCUUGUAUAGCUGUGUUUCCUGUUUAGAGGCUGAUGGUUACCACUGUUUACACAGAUACCUGUCACUCGGGGACCACGACCGUAAGCGCCUGGAGGACGAUGAGGACAGGCUGCUAGCUACUCUACUGCACAAUAUGAUCGCCUACAUGCUAAUGGUUAAGGUGGGCCUAUCACACAUGCACACACACACACGCACGUUUCACUCCGUAACCCCUGUAUGUCAACUGCAGCAACUACAAAUGUUCAGAUAAGUAGGCAUUGCAUAUCUUCCAAUGUCUCUUGCUAAGAUUGUCUGUCUGUCUCUGUCUGUCCAGUUGAACAAGAAUGACAUCAGGAAGAAGGUGAGGCGUCUGAUGGGGAAGUCCCACAUCGGCCUCAGCCACAGCCAGGAGAUCAACGAGUGUCUGGACAAACUGGCUAAUUUGGUAAGAAAGAACCAAGGAUUCUCUCUCUUCAAUAAAAUAGGAGCCACUAAGGCGGUCAACUGUUCUACCAAGUGGCAUAAAGAGGCAACGUUUUAUGUGGUCCUUCGAGCCAGAUCCUUUUAUGCAACACAUGUUUUUAGUGUGUGUGAGAAUAUCAGUGUUGCUGAUACAGUAUCUCUGUUUAACCAUCUAGAGUCUAAGCCAGGGAUGAAACAUUUGAUUUGGCAUUACUGCUUUUAGCCCAUAGAAAAGCACUGAAUAACAGCUGGUAGAGCACGGCGCUUGUAACGCCAAGGUAGUGGGUUCGAUCCCCGGGACCACCCAUACACAAAAAUGUAUGCACGCAUGACUGUAAGUCGCUUUGGAUAAAAGCGUCUGCUAAAUGGCAUAUUAUUAUUUUUUAUUAUUUACAUGGAACAACAAUCCCCCCCAAAAAAUCAAAAUGAAGUUCUGUCCUAUAUCUGAGAGAUAUAAGAAAGAUCUUUUUUUUUAAAAAAUUUUACAUGUAUUUAACCCCUUAUUUUAGGCACUAAACAGUCUCCAUAUAUACUUCCAUUGAUUUUUUAAACUGGUACCGGGGACCUUCAGAUGAGUGUUGUGAGGCUUGUGGGCAUCCUAGAGCAAAACAACCGACAUGUACGUGUUCGUGAGAGAUUUCCACAGAGGGGUCAUAUUACUGUGUAGCCAAAACUGUUCGGAGGCUACAGACAGAAGUUGGCAGAAGAGGCUGUACCAACUUCGUAGAGCAAAACGGAGAACACCAUCGUGUUCGUGAGAGUCUUCUUUCCCCAGAGGGGUCAUAAUAGUUUUAUAGGCCAGACCGAUUUUCGAGAUGUCUCAUGGUCUGACAAACACCGUUCUUCUAAUUCUGCCACCUUUCACCACAGAUGUGGAAGAGUGAUCUCGUGGAUGUGGUGGAUUGAGACGCAGCCCAUGCAAAAAAAAACUCUAGCUUAAACAGACGCAUUUUGAUGGGGAUGUAUUUAUUAUGUUAAUUAGAUUUCCAUGGGGACGCAGAAAUUGUAGGAGAAGGGUUAAAGUCUUGUUCACUUAAAUUUCAGAAUGGCCGCGAGCUGUCCAUCAGACCUAGCGGAAGCCGUCACAUCAAGAAGCAGACCUUCGUGGUGCAUGCUGGGACAGAUACCACAGGGGACAUCUUCUUCAUGGAGGUAUGAGAAAGACACUUUCAGCAUUCACUUUCCCGGACCUUCCUUGUACAUAGGCCUUGUUCAUAUUUGUUUUAUUGUGCCCCAGAGAUGCAUGAAGGCCUGACAAUAGUAUCUGAAUAGAUUACAUUUGCUGAUCAUUGUCAAGAACUGUCAAGAACUGUCAAGAACUGUCAAAACUCUGCAAUUUGUAGUUUCAGUAGAUGUGGAUGUCAAGUAAUUACAUCUUUUGCCUCUGUCCAUUUCCCCCAUUCAGGUGUGUGACGACUGCAUAGUCCUGCGCAGCAACAUCGGCACAGUGUAUGAGCGCUGGUGGUACGAGAAGCUCAUUAACAUGACCUAUUGCCCCAAGACCAAGGUGCUGUGUCUGUGGAGACGCAAUGGCCAGGAGACCCAACUCAACAAGUUCUACACCAAGAAGGUGAGCCGCUAUCGUCCACGCUUUGAGUACUGGAAUGCGACUAGCAAUUAUGAACACCAUGAUAUCCGUGUUGUGACUUUCGUGUCAGACUUUCUAUAGCCACUUUUCGUAUUCCAUAGUCCAUAAUCUGAAUUCAAAUGUUUUGUUGUCUAGUGUCGCGAAUUGUAUUACUGUGUGAAGGACAGCAUGGAAAGGGCUGCUGCACGACAGCAGAGCAUUAAACCAGGUAUGUGUGUGUGCACAUUGGCUGGACUCUCUUUCUUUGAGGCAGCACCAAUGUAUUCUUGCCCUGCUUUUUUGAAAAUGUAUAGCCCUAGGGCAGUGGUAUUCUGGGUCCUGACCCCUAGUGGGGGUGUGGAGGAAUUGCAGUGGUGUUGGCAAAAAAUAAAAAUACAAAUAUAAAAAAUUAAGAGUACAGAUUAUUGUAUGGGACAAUAUACAAACGUUUUUGAGAAAGAUAAUUUGGAAAAUAAAUGUUAUUGUGUAAAUGUAUUUAUUGGUUUCUUUUCAUUUUGAUAAGAUAAAUGAAAAUGUAAUGAAUUGAAGGUUAUUUGUUCAUGUGAAAAUGGAAAUGUACCGAUUUUAAGGUUGCGUCGUCACAUUUGGCAAAAAAAAUGGGGUCCCCGAUGAAGAAGUUUGAAUACCACUGCCCUAGGGGCUAAUAGCAGUUAGUAAUAGUUCAUAGUCUAUGGAAAAGUAUAACUUUUGGGUGUUGGAAUAACUGAGUGAAGGUGAGCUCUAGACUACUGCUUUAUUGUCCAAUAAAUUCUUUAACCAUUUGAGUCAAUCAGCUCAGUUGGCCAAGUAAAGACUUUUCUAUCUGUCAUUACUAACACUUUUCGAAAGAGAUGUACAGCGGAAUGGAUAGGAGAGGGAUCCUUUGGUUUAAGUGAUCUGCCCCUCUCUCCAUAGGUCCAGAGCUGGGUGGAGAGUUCCCUGUGCAGGACAUGAAGACAGGCGAGGGAGGACUGCUGCAAGUUACCCUGGAAGGCAUCAACCUCAAAUUCAUGCACAGCCAGGUAGGAGGCCUGUAUUACCAUAUACACACAUAUACAUAUACAUAUACAUAUAUAUAUACAGUGAGGGAAAAAAGUAUUUGAUCCCCUGCUGAUUUUGUAUGUUUGCCCACUGACAAAGAAAUGAUCAGUCUAUAAUUUUAAUGGUAGGUUUAUUUGAACAAUGAGAGACAGAAUAACAACAACAAAAUCCAGAAAAACGCAUGUCAAAAAUGUUAUAAAUUGAUUUGCAUUUUAAUGAGGGAAAUAAGUAUUUGACCCCCUCUCAAUCAGAAAGAUUUCUGGCUCCCAGGUGUCUUUUAUACAGGUAAUGAGCUGAGAUUAGGAGCACACUCUUAAAGGGAGUGCUCCUAAUCUCAGUUUGUUACCUGUAUAAAAGACACCUGUCCACAGAAGCAACCAAUCAAUCAGAUUCCAAACUCUUCACCAUGGCCAAGACCAAAGAGCUCUCCAAGGAUGUCAGGGACAAGAUUGUAGACCUACACAAGGCUGGAAUGGGCUACAAGACCAUCGCUAAGCAGCUUGGUGAGAAGGUGACAACAGUUGGUGCGAUUAUUCGCAAAUGGAAGAAACACAAAAACACUGUCAAUCUCCCUCGGCCUGGGGCUCCAUGCAAGAUCUCACCUUGUGGAGUUGCAAUGAUCAUGAGAACGGUGAGGAAUCAGACCAGAACUACACAGGAGGAUCUUGUCAAUGAUCUCAAGGCAGCUGGGACCUUAGUCACCAAGAAAACAAUUGGUAACCCACUACGUUGUGAAGGACUGAAAUCCUGCAGCGCCCGCAAGGUCCCCCUGCUCAAGAAAGCACAUAUACAGGCCCGUCUGAAGUUUGCCAAUGAACAUCUGAAUGAUUCAGAGGAUAACUGGGUGAAAGUGUUGUGGUCAGAUGAGACCAAAAUGGAGCUUUUUGGCAUCAACUCAACUUGCUGUGUUUGGAGGAGGAGGAAUGCUGCCUAUGACCCCAAGAACACCAUCCCCACCGUCAAACAUGGAGUUGGAAACAUUAUGCUUUGGGGGUGUUUUUCUGUUAAGGGGACAGGACAACUUCACCGCUCCAAAGGGACGAUGGACGGGGCCAUGUACUGUCAAAUCUUGGGUGAGAACCUCUUUCCCUCAGCCAGGGCAUUGAAAAUGGGUCAUGGAUGGGUAUUCCAGCAUGACAAUGACCCAAAACACAAGGAGUGGCUCAAGAAGAAGCACAUUAAGGUCCUGGAGUGGCCUAGCCAGUCUCCAGACCUUAAUCCCAUAGAAAAUCUGUGGAGGGAGCUGAAGGUUCGAGUUGCCAAACGUCAGCCUCGAAACCUUAAUGACUUGGAGAAGAUCUGCAUAGAGGAGUGGAACAAAAUCCCUCCUGAGAUGUGUGUAAACCUGGUGGCCAACUACAAGAAACGUCUGACCUCUGUGAUUGCCAACAAGGGUUUUGCCACCAAGUACUAAGUCAUGUUUUGCAGAGGGGUCAAAUACUUAUUUUCCUCAUUAAAAUGCAAAUCAAUUUAUAACAUUUUUGACAUGUGUUUUUCUGGAUUGUUAUUCUGUCUCUCACUGUUCAAAUAAACCUACCAUUAAAAUUAUAGACUGAUCAUGUCUUUGUCAGUGGGCAAACGUACAAAAUCAGCAGGGGAUCAAAUACUUUUUUCCCUCACUGUAUAUAUACACACACACACGCAAAACCUCUUAACCUCGUUCCACCCACCUCAAUUCUUCUUCUGUUUUCUUUCUCUCUCACACAACUGUGGCUGACUUCCUCUAAGGUCCCUUUAAAAAAAAGAGAAUCGAAGGCAUUUAGGGUUGUUUAUCUUUGACAUUGAUAAAUAUUUUAUAGCCUACUGAAUUGAGUGCAAAAGCAGAGUACAUUUUGAAGUUACUUCAGUCACAGUUUUGAUCAGGACCCUAGAGGAAGAACACAUUUUUGUGCUUUGUCUUUCUAUGAUUUAGAAGAUGUUAUGUUUUAUUUGUGCAGUCACUAAGAUGUGUGUUUCAAGAUGAAAACACAUAUCCACUUAAAUAUUUCUGUUAAUACUUAGCAUUCUUAAUUGUGUUGCCCAAACCUUGUCGUCUGUUUGUGUGUGUGUGGGGGAAGGUGAAUGUUCUGUUUGUGUAAGAGAGAUUUGUGCAUCUGAGGUAAGACAGAUGACCUUUUGCAAAGACUUUUCAUUAAUAAUUGUCAUUUUAUUUUACAGUUCUUUAAAUUUUUGUCCCCUUAAAAUCCCUUGACCUGCAUAUUAAAGUUAGAUGAAAAAUACCUCUUCAAGUAUUCACAACUUUUGGGGUUGGGGCAAUUCCAUUUCCUGAAUCAACUUGAGUAAGAAUAUAAUUGACCUCAGUCCUUACCACUGUCACAAGUAGAUAUUUUUGGACCCAAAGGAAAUGCUUGGAUCUGAAAUAAAAUUAUACAAUUGCUCCGCCAAUGAUUGAGGGUCAUAGGAGUGGCACUCAUUUAAUAUAAGCAAAGUGAAGAAACACACUGGACAUAUCACACUGUAGGAUUGGGGCAAAAACGCAUUGAAUCAACACAGCGGAAUGCCUACUCAUAAGGUAAUACUAAAUUGUAGUAGAAUUGAAAACAAUGUUUUUGACCACUACAUUCUUUAUGAAAGGUCCUAGCUCUUUGAACUGCUUUCUUGAUUUCUAUAGAUCACACAGCGCACCUAGUUGAAAGGAAUUAAGGCUAGACGUUGCAGUGGCCAAUCGAGAGUGUAUUUGAUUGUGCCUUCUUUUUGAUGCAAUACCUCAACACAUUGGUCUAAUUUGAGCCACCUAACAGGUUAGAACACAUUGCUAUGGUUGAAGAACAGUUACAUCAUCAUCAUCAUCAUCAUCAUCAUAUAGAAUUGAACAAGGGUACAAGAGUCAUAAGGUUGUAAAACCCUUUCCCUACUACAGACACUUAGCCUAACUUACCUUUUAGGAACAACACAUACGUUUGUACGAUAAUGGUCAUAGCUCUCAUUGAGAUGCUGCUUGGCAAAUUCAAACCACCUAGUUUUCCACCGUCAGCUCUACAGGAGCGUAUGCACCAGUAGUAGAUGUCAUAUCCAUAGACUUCAUUCAUGCAAUAAAAAUAAAAACACUUAACUGUCUUGUUGUAAAUAACUUUUUCAUAUAAUAGUUAAUGCCAACCCAUUACAUUUUGCCAGUGCAGGCCCACCCAUGCUUCCAGUGUCAGACAUGGGUCACCGUAGGGUUAAAUACGUGGGCAUGUUAGAUGUUAGAGUGGUGAGGUUGUUAUAGGUGGCAGCCUGUUUUGUUGGGGAGGCGAUGUGGCGGACUGCCCUCUUGUACCUGUACUACUGAGCUGUUGGUGCCAGCCCUCGUUGCAGGAGGAAGGGGCAUGGAGGGCAUUGGGGGCGGGAGUGGGUUCCCAGCGGUCAAAACUGGUUGACAUUAUGUAAUUACAACCAUACUCUUGGUAAACUGGUAGUAAUUAUGUCAUUUUCUGGGUUAGGCCCAGGAUCAAACCAAAACAAGUCCAGCUGUUAAAAGUAUAGACUAGACCAACUUUCAGUAGUUAUCUUUCCACCUUUCGUAGUUUAGUUUAGCACUUCCAGUAGAAUUUUCUGUGAUGGGUAUAUUGUAUUGGCAUUGAUAGCUGUUAAUACGUCAAGUCCGGUCCAUUAGGUUGAUUGUUUUUGGGGGAUAGUGCAGCGCCCUCUUUGAGCGCCGUCCAGUGUUUGUGCUGUUCUGUCCGAUAAUAAUCCAAACCGUUUCUCUUCCAUGCUCUCUCCACCUGCAAGGAGCGGAAGGUAUACAACCUCUGCUGUGUUUGCUUGUUAGCGAUUAUGACAUUUUUUGGUUGGGUUCUUUUUCCUCAAUUCUCUAUUAGCUGUGUGUGGCAAACUUAAUUUUAUGUGUCCUCAUCUCUGUUUUCAUAUGGAAUUUCCAUGUAUGCUAAGCAUUACAUGGGCCACAGUGCAUUUGCAUUAGUAGGGAAAACAGAAAUUAAUUAGCAGUCAAAUCAAAUCAAAUCAAAUCAAAUUUUAUUGGUCACAUGCGCCGAAUACAACAGGUGUAGACAUUACAGUGAAAUGCUUACUUACAGCCCUUAACCAACAGUGCAUUUAUUUUAAACAAAAAAGUAAGAAUAAAACAACAACAAAAAAGUGUUGAGAAAAAAAGAGCAGAAGUAAAAAAUAAAGUGACAGUAGGGAGGCUAUAUAUACAAUAGAAUAAAGUGACAGUAGGGAGGCUAUAUAUACAGGGGGGUACCGUUGCAUAGUCAAUGUGCGGGGGCACCGGCCAGUUGAGGCAGUUGAGGCAAUAUGUACAUGUGGGUAGAGUUAUUUGCUUCACUGUUGACAACAAAUGGCCACAAUAGCUUUGCUGAUGCACACUAGCUAAGGCACUAUAGUGCGAACAAAUUGCCAUUUUAUAGUUUCAUUCAGCAAGUAAUCAUUAAUAGCACUCACUUCAUAGACCUUUCCACAAUGCAGUUCUACUCACCUAACCCCAGCCCAUGUAAGCAUUCAAACAUGGAAACUUCUGUUUUGUGCUGUCGUAUUUCUUUUUGGUAGCGUUUAAAAGCUUGCAUACCAUCUUCUGUCUUUUUUUCCCUUUUAGUAUUGACUAGAUGAGAAUUUAAUGUUGUUCAUUUUCUAUCUGAAAUGUUUAAUUUCAGCCUGUCAUUGAGUUGCUAAUGUUCUGUCUUGUUGUUUUUGUUUGUUUUUUUGUUUUAGGUUUUCAUAGAGCUGAAUCACAUUAAAAAGUGCAAUACUGUGAAGGGAGUCUUUGUCCUGGAGGAAUUUGGUAAUUACCCCAUCUAUUGAUUCUAGGUCUGUACUCGACACGGCAGUAACUCAGCUUCACGACAAACGCAACGCUGACACACAGAAAUAGCAACUGUAACGACUUGGGGUUCAGUGGAUUCACAACAGCUCUUGCUUACCUCGGGGCAAAUAUAGUCAGUGCUUGAGUUAGCUAGUUUCAUUUGGCAAUUGAGAAGUCCAGCCCUCACAAAUAUGAAUGUUUGUUUAAUUUCAUAUUUAUUGCUGAUUUAUAAAAUAAGACAAAACAGUCCUAUUUGUGAGAUUUCUGUCUUUAUUUGCUGUCAUUUCAUUUUGUCCAAAAGUGUUUUUAGUUUUUAACCAUGUGGUCUUAGGAGUCAGAUCUGCCGUGUUAUGAUAGAAGACUUGAUGCACAGCUUGUUUCUGUUUCAGACUUUCGUAAGGAUCAAAUGUUGGAAAUUAGAGCUUUAGAGUAGGAAAUUGUUUUAGGGUUCACUCGACCAAAUAAGAUGGUAUGUGCAUGAGAGGGAAAUUCAUCAAAGCCCAGAGCAGAGGGAAGCGGAGCCACAGAUCUUAUUUUAACUGUUUUCAACGCUCAUUAAGAAUAAAGGACACAUACGUUGAUUAUGUUCUCAGCUCUCAGUUGAAGCUGAAUUAUCUUGAAAAAUUGUUUCAAUUUAGAUUCCUAGAGGGGACUUCAUCUACUUGCUCGAUCCUCAGGAUAGAAGGAUGCUAACUUGUUGGAAAUGGCCACAUCUGGGUUGUGUUGAGUAGGCACGUUCAGGUAGUAUCUCAGCCAUUUCAAAACGUUUUCGCUCAAUGGUGCCUACUAAAUGCGAUUAGUGAUUCCUUUCCUGAGACCAGAGCUAGUAUUUAGAUAUUUAGAGCAUUUCCUUCAAGAUGUGUACAGUAGAUGGUUUAUCAUGGCUUAAUAUACGGCCAUAUUUGAAACAGAUAACCAGUGACUAAUGAGAUUGUUAGGAGAGGCCUAGAUCUGUGAGGGGAUAGCCCCCAUCUAUAUCAGCGCUGGACUGGGUUACUGCCGUGUCUCUGUGCUGCUUUUGUAAUACGUUACCCUCAUCCUUGCCGCUAUGAAAACCUUCAUUCUCCAGCAGGUAAAGUGCUGUCACCUUUCUCUUCUCCUUUCCUCACUUAAGAGCAUUCCUCCUCUCCGUUCCCACCUUCUCUCAUGCCCCUCAUUCUUUAUGCAGAAUCCCCCUCGUUCCUUUCUUGUACCCUUGGCUGAGUUUCUGCCUGUCCUGACCGUUUAUGAAAACUGAAACUUUCUGCUCCUCUCCAUCACUUCAAAAAAGCAAACCCCUCUAGCGUUGUUUUUGCUUUGGGGUUUUGAGACCAAGAAACGUGGCUACUUGACUUGACAAUGUGGGGAGCAGAGGGUUUUGAACUGCCCCCAUCCCCUCCCCCUUCUUUCCGACCCCUACCUAUCUCUGUCCCCUCUUUUGUAGGUUCACAGUUACUAAUGAAAAGUCUGUCCUCCGACACUGGCUUUGAACUUGGUCUAGGGAGUUAGGCCUCAUUAAAAGGACACUUAGGGAUUUUGGCAAUCUACUUCCCCAGAGUCAGAUUAAUUUGUGGAUACCAUGUUUAUGUCUCUGUGUCCAGUAUGAAGGAAGUUAGAGGUAGUUUCGUGAGCCCAUACAUUUCCAGUCAUUGCUCCAACGCUAGUUGGCAGUUCUUCAUUCAAAUUGCACGCAGAGACAUAAAAAUGGUAUCCAUGGGGGAGUAGAUAAAGGGCCUCAAUGCCAAAACCCCGAAGUAUCCCUUUAACAGCUUAUGUAUUUGUGAUGUCUUUAAGCGUUCAGUUUCUUGGUUAACACACUUUGUUUUUUCCCUAUAAUGUCCUGCUUCGUUUCUUUCCCAUUCUCCACAUUGUUUUACAUUGUAAUUGUUGUUGCUGUACACAUUUGCUCGCACUGUGUGACUCAUGCACAGUCUCAGAUUUUUUGUAUUUUCAAGCCAUUCGUGUGAGUGCUUUCCUUUUCCGUGGGCCACGGCUACAAACAGUUGAAUCUAUUCACCAAAACAAAUCUAGGAACAGUAAGUAAUGGGGGCAGGAAAAAGCACUUUUUAGGAAACAACAGAACUAUGUAUUUUUUAUCAGGUGAGAAACUGAGCCAGCUCAUACAGGUAUACUGUUUAACAUGUACCACAAGGAUAAAGCUGGCGGCAAGCUAGAAGCGAGGUCGAAGUUUGGGUGGUUCUCGCAAAAUAAACGAACUAGCCAGCUGUUUGUCAGAGCUGUUCGCAGUUGGCCGCUCGCUGUGGACUGGGCAGAUGUAAUUCUUUAACUUUGCGAACUCAUCUCUGGUGAACUAUGCAGACAGUCAUCAAGAUGGUAGUCCGGUAUGCAGACAUGGUGGAAACAACCAAACUGUCCCCGAUUUAUAUUCGCAUGAGCAGUUUUCCAUAGUUAGCUUGAAAGAUGAUAGCUAGCUAACUAACUUAGCUGUGGAUGUUUGCCAGUCAGCAUAGCUUGUAGAAUACUAUGCAUAAUGCGCUGGGAGUGCGACCCUAGCCAUGUGUCUUCGGUCAAAAAGACGAUGCAAGCCCGUUGAUUCACUGAACACUUUAAUUCCACAGUAACCAGAAUAAUGGUGUAUAUGUAGUACUAAAGAUGUGUGUGUGUGUGGUUUCUACUAGAGAAAGGGAAUGAUAAUACAAUAUUAGUAAUAUAUAAGGAUUCACUAGAUAAAAUAUUAUGACAUAGGUAUACAAUAGUAAAUAAGCAGGGGAAAUAUGCAUAAACAUACAGAAAAUAAUAUGCAUAAAUAGUAAUAAGGAAUGUAUACAUAAACAUAAUGGCAAGAAUACCUAAGAAUAUGCAUACAUAAUACGUGGCUGGGAUAUAUACCUAAUAGGUGUUACACAUGUAAACAAUAUGCAUAUAUUGGUUGCAAUAAUAAACUGUGCCACUUGGCUGCAGGCGAGCCCUGUAAAUUUUUUAAAUAUACAGUGAGGGAAAAAAGUAUUUGAUCCCCUGCUGAUUUUGUACGUUUGCCCAUUGACAAAGACAUGAUCAGUCUAUAAUUUUAAUGGUAGGUUUAUUUGAACAGUGAGAGACAGAAUAACAAAAUAAAAAAAUCUAGAAAAACGCAUGUCAAAAAUUUUAUAAAUUGAUUAGCAUUUUAAUGAGGGAAAUAAGUAUUUGACCCCUCUGCAAAACAUGACUUAGUACUUGGUGGCAAAACCCUUGUUGGCAAUCACAGAGGUCAGACGUUUCUUGUAGUUGGCCACCAGGUUUGCACACAUCUCAGGAGGGAUUUUGUCCCACUCCUCUUUGCAGAUCUUCUCCAAGUCAUUAAGGUUUCGAGCCUGACGUUUGGCAACUCUAACCUUCAGCUCCCUCCACAGAUUUUCAAUGGGAUUAAGGUCUGGAGACUGGCUAGGCCACUCCAGGACCUUAAUGUGCUUCUUCUUGAGCCACUCCUUUGUUGCCUUGCCCCGUCCUUCGUCCCUUUGAUGCGGUGAAGAUGUCCUGUCUCCAAAGCAUAAUGUUUCCACCUCCAUGUUUGACGGUGGGUAUGGUGUUCUUUGGGUCAUAGGCAGCAUUCCUCCUCCUCCAAACACAGCGAGUUGAGUUGAUGCCAAAGAGCUCGAUUCUGGUCUCAUCUGACCACAACACUUUCACCCAGUUCUCCUCUGAAUCAUUCAGAUGUUCAUUGGCAUACUUCAGACGGGCCUGUAUAUGUGCUUUCUUGAGCAGGGGGACCUUGCGGGCGCUGCAGGAUUUCAGUCCUUCACGGCGUAGUGUGUUACCAAUUGUUUUCUUGGUGACUAUGGUCCCAGCUGCCUUGAGAUCAUUGACAAGAUCCUCCCGUGUAGUUCUGGGCUGAUUCCUCACCGUUCUCAUGAUCAUUGCAACUCCACGAGGUGAGAUCUUGCAUGGAGCCCCAGGCCGAGGGAGAGUGACAGUUCUUUUGUGUUUCUUCCAUUUGCGAAUAAUCGCACCAACUACUGUCACCUUCUCACCAAGCUGCUUGGCGAUGGUCUUGUAGCCCAUUCCAGCCUUGUGUAGGUCUACAAUCUUGUCCCUGACAUCCUUGGAGAGCUCUUUGGUCUUGGCCAUGGUGGAGAGUUUGGAAUCUGAUUGAUUGAUUGCUUCUGUGGACAGGUGUCUUUUAUACAGGUAACAAGCUGAGAUUAGGAGCACUCCCUUUAAGAGUGUGCUCCUAAUCUCAGCUCGUUACCUGUAUAAAAGACACCUGGGAGCCAGAAAUCUUUCUGAUUGAGAGGGGGUCAAAUACUUAUUUCCCUCAUUAAAAUGAAAUCAAUUUAUAACAUUUUUGACAUGCGUUUUUCUGGAUUUUUUUGUUGUUAUUCUGUCUCUCACUGUUCAAAUAAACCUACCAUUAAAAUUAUAGACUGAUAAUUUCUUUGUCAGUGGGCAAACGUACAAAAUCAGCAGGGGAUCAAAUACUUUUUCCCCUCACUGUAUCUAGUUUAUUGUUUGGUAGUUUAUUCCAAUACAUUUCAGAAUUCCCAAAAAUAUGUUUUAUGAAUCUAGCUGCGUUUUAUAGGCUCCUCACUACGAGACUAAGCCAAUUUUCUAAAGCUAAAAUCAAUGUCUAUAUAUUUUUUUAGCAAGCUAGCUUCAUAUUUUUUUCUGACAUGCCGAAAAUGCAGCCUUAUUAAUUAAAUGUAAAACUUUGUGGCCACCAGAGUUUGACGUGACUACAGUUUGCAUUGAAUUGUGGGUCAUAUCAACCCUGCAAGUGACCAAAGUUCUUCACUCGCUCUGUCGAGCUAAAACGAGGGCCGAGGGGGCAACGUUUGUAAAUUGGACCUCCACUUAAGAUGGCAUUCAAACUGCAUCCGGUUUCAACUGAGAUUCCCCCGAGGGAAAGUUGCUAGACCAAGGGCGGAGGGGGUAAAAAUAACGUGUUUGGACUGCAGCCUAGUGGGUGCCGUAUUUCCCCAUAGAGAAUAACAGGCAUAAAUGGCGAACUGCCUAAAUGGCCUACAGUUACAUACAACACUGUAGAAUAGGAAUGUAAAGGCCAUAUAACAUGCAGGGUGUAAGCAUACAUGGUAACAAAAGGGAUAGAAGUAAAAAAAAAAAGGGGAUAGAAGUAAGAUUAUAUGGAAUAUAAACCUGUACAUGGCUGUAAUGGAUAUUACAAAAUACUGUUCUGACCACGGCUUACCGCAACAGUGUAAUUCUGACAUUGCAUUUUUGCAUACAAAACAGGGCAACGGUGUGCUUUAGGACCAUGCGGACGCCUCCGAGCAGUCGGGUAGGCUGUUUGGAGUGUUUAUCCGACUGGAUUAAAAAAAAGUGUCCCACCUACUUCUAAAACCAAAGUUGCGCCCCUGAAUUCAACCACACCUUUGUUUCAUCACAAAACCAGAGAGCAACCGCUGUCAGUUGAAGUCCACAAAGCAUAUUGCAUGUAACAAACCGUUACAUGACCUACAGCAUGGUCAAGCAAGUUAAUGUUUAUGACAUUUUCGGACUACUAAACAACUAUUGAUUUUGAACCACAGAGAGUUACCGCAAGUCGCAAAGAAAACAGGAGCUGCCUCCACUAUUCCAGCACCAUUUCAACUUCAACAUUUCAACAUCAUCAAAUCAUCUAUGCUUAGUCUAAUACAGUGACAACUAAAAGAUACCAAAAACAAUUUAGUCCAAUCAACGUAAGCUAAAUAUGAUGUGGCUGUCCAUGGUUCUGGUGUGUGUGUGCAUGCAGAAAAAAAACAUGUUGACUCACCCUACUACAAGCAUUUCGCUACACCCGCAAUAACAUCUGCUAAAUAUGUUUAUGUGACCAAUUAAGAUUUGAUUUGACUUGUAAAAUAACGGCAAUGCCAUCCUCUUCUCUUUCAUGUUGACGAAACGGUAUAUGACUGUCAUACAAUAUACGCUUUAAUUUUUUUGUUGUCCUAGGCUACCUGGCUAAAAUGCUUGCUCGCUAGCCUAACUUCCUUUCGUGGGCAACAUUAGCUAGUUAACAUUAUCCUUCUACAUGUAGCUACAUAGUUAUUGAACUUCCAUCCUCUCAGUCCAGGGGCACAAUGUAUGAAUUUAGGGUUGGAUCAGAAUCGCUGUUAUAAUCAUUGGCCAGUACAGAGAAUUAAGUAAAACCCAUAAGUCCAAAUCCCUAUCUCCAUCCAUGACAAGGAAAGGGCCAAUUUUAGGUAGCUAGCUAACCACCGGAGGACAACAACACGAGAUGCAACAAUUCAAGUCGUUUCUGUCAAUUACGUAUUUUUCUUGAAGCGAUGUGAAAGGAGUGAAGCCAAAUACAAACUGGCUUUCUUGACAGUUUUUUUUGUGUGUGCAAGGACCAUUCACAGUUGAGCUCACUCAGUUCAGCUCAAUGCUGAUUGGCUAUUAUUUUAUGCUUUUUUUUUUAUCAAGGGAGGCCAAAUGCUCACUGGCCUUCCUUUCAUUCAAUGCUAUGGUUGGCAACAAUGUCAUACUCUUUAAGACCGACAGCAUCAGAUAGAUGGCCUACACAUACAGAGACAGAGGGGAGCUGUGUUGCUCUCUCGGAUGCUUUCUCCAUGAGAUGCAUUCAGCCUCUUGUGAAUUGAAGGGAAAUUAUGAAAACACAAAGAGACUAAAUAUAUCAAUUUUUCGGGGAAGUCUGGCUUCCCUUGGCAUCCAUGAAUACACACCACUGCUUCUAAUGCCUCAUAAGGGGUAAGUAAUCCAAAAGUAACUGAGUUUGGGUAAUCCAAAAGUUUUUACAAUUUUGGACAGGUAGUAACUAACGGAUUACAUUGAGAAAGUAACCUACCCAACCCUGCUCGUGACUGAGGGAGAAGGGGAUUCUUCAGCUAGCUUAUUAGCUGGCUAGCAACCUACAGUAGCUUUCUUAGCGCAUUACUUAACUUCGCUUCGCAAAGACUAUAAUUCGAGAGGGUUUACGAAGAACGUAUUUUAUGUCUGCAAGAACCACCCAAAGUUGCACUUAGAUUCUACUGUCCCUCCCCCUUAAAUAUCAAAUAUAUUUGCUAGACCUAGCAGUGGCAGAAAUGUAAUGUUGAAAAUGCCACACUUUCUUCAGAUAGUAUAUGAGAGUAUCCACCAUCUUAGACUUCAGGUUUUCAUCAUGCCCAAGUGAAGCAUGUCAGUGUUUUGAUUCAUAUGCCCAAAGCAAAUCAGGUAGCAUCAUUUCGAGAUAAGUGUGAGCUCUGAACCAGGUCAGUACUUGUGUGGACUCUCUCAGCCCACAGCCUCUUUUGUGCACCCUCUCAUAGUCUGAAAACUCUGAUCACAUGCUACACCCCCUGCAACCCCCAGCUCUCACACUCUUUCUUAAAGGGGGGUUUCAACCUCUUGAAUCCUUUGUUUUGUCUCUUGCACCUGCACUUGUAGUUCCUGAAACUAAAGAAGUGGUGAUCCACAAGUACAAGACACCCAUGGUGAGUUGAACUCUUCCGCUCUUGUAGUGAACGCCAUGCUCUUGGCAUUCAAUAGCCACCAGAUCUGUUUUAACAGUGCUGCAUUGCAUAUAUAUCCUGACACGAUUUUGAAGAGUAAUCCCUUUGACAUAACUGCUAAAAUGCAUGUAAUUUGUUUUUUUCAAGUAGCCUUUUUACUUAAUCUCUCUUAAGUAUUUUCAAAUAAUGUAAUCCCCUUUUUAUUCAUAACAUGAUUAGUGUAAGUUCUACAGAGCCAUGACACCAAAUAAUAAAGUGAGAGGCAGCAGAAGUAGUAUGACUACGCCACAAGUAGCUUGGUCAGAGCUACACUUCCCUCAUGUUCUCUUUAUUUUUUUCUCUCUCAAACAGGCACACCAGAUCUGUUACUCCGUCCUCUGCCUUUUCUCUUACGUGGCUGCGGUGAAGGGGAAGGAAGCAGAAGGCAAGCCCAAGCUCCUAUCUCCAAGAUCCCUGCCAAGCUAG